This is a messenger RNA of Coregonus sp. 'balchen', 63526 nucleotides long. The record is from the annotation of a GenBank genome assembly. NCBI's taxonomy places the organism in Eukaryota, Metazoa, Chordata, Actinopteri, Salmoniformes, Salmonidae.
AUGUCGAGGUGUGGUUUAGUUUACAGUGCUGGCCGGGAAAUCCCUAUGGUCCCAAGGGGCCUGGAAGUCUGUCCUGGGCUGGGCUAGGCUGUUCUAGGCUGGGCUAGGCUGUUCUAGGCUGUUCUAGGCUGUUCUAGGCUGUGCUAGGCUGUUCUAGGCUGUGCUAGGCUGUUCUAGGCUAGGCUGUGCUAGGCUGUUCUAGGCCGUGCUAGGCUGUUCUAGGCUGUACUAUGCUGGGCUAGGCUGUGCUAGGCUGUACUAGGCUGUGAUAGGCUGUACUAGGCUGUGCUAGGCUGUUAUAGGCUGUGCUAGGCUGUAUUAGGCUGUUCUAGGCUGUGCUAGGCUGUUCUAGGCUGUGCUAGGCUGUUCUAGGCUGUGCUAGGCCGCACUCUACUGAUUAACCAGAGUUAUUUAGGGAGGAAGAUAGUGACCUCACCUGAGUAGGCCUUAUAAAACCCAGGCACUGCCUGCCAGUGUGACUAUUACAUCUGACUGCCUGGUACACUAACACCCACCUGGGUGAUAACAACGGGACAAAUGGAUUCCUCCUUCAACGUGACAAUAGUGGCGUUGCAGUGAUAAAGAGAGAGGAAGAAGAGAGAGGAUUGUCUGGCAGCAUGUUGGAAGAUGGUCAAGGGAAUGGAAGGUUUCACUGCAGUCUCAGUAUGCCAGACUAUUGUGUCAAGCAUACAUCAGAUUGUAUUGAGAGGGAGAAUGGUAUACACAAUAAAAGCUUUGAGUGAUAUAAAGAUCUGUGCCCAGACACUCAUGUCGAAAACAAAAACAAAUCUUUGGAACCUGGAGGUAGCAUUGAGAAGACUUAAUCGCAACUUUAGUGGCGUGUAGAGAGGAUGACAACAUCAUCCAUCUGGCUAAAGACUGUGGGCCAAGUGCCUGCCUAAUGAGGCUGAAAAACAGUGACUCCCAUUGGCUAAGGUGCUAUCAGACCCAGUCAUCCACCUGGCCUGGUGUGCCUGAUGAACGCAACCUCCAGGCACUCUCACUGCUAACAAGGGAGCAGUGGUGGAAAAAGUACCCAAUUGUCAUACUUGAGUAAAAGUCAAGAUACCUUAAUAGAAAAUUACUCAAGUAAAAGUGAAAGUCACCCAGUAAAAUACUACUAGAGUAAAAGUCUAAAAGUAUUUGGUUUUAAAUAUACUUAAGUAUCAAAAGUAAAUGUAGUUGCUAAAAUAUACUUAAGUAUCAAAAUUCCUUAUAUUAAGCAAACCAGACAGCACCAUUUUAUUUUAUUUCCUUUAAUGUACCAGGGGCACGCUCCAACAUUCAGACAUCCUUUACAUUUAGCCAGGGGCACGCUCCAACACUCAGACAUCCUUUACAUUUAGCCAGGGGCACACUCCAACACUCAGACAUAGUUUACAGAUAGCCAGGGGCACGCUCCAACACUCAGACAUCCUUUAUAUUUAGCCAGGGGCCACGCUCCAACACUCAGACAUACUUUACAGAUAGCCAGGGGCACGCUCCAACACUCAGACAUCCUUUAUAUUUAGCCAGGGGCACGCUCCAACACUCAGACAUCCUUUACAUUUAGCCAGGGGCACGCUCCAACAUCAGACAUCCUUUACAUUUAGCCAGGGGCCACGCUCCAACACUCAGACAUACUUUACAGAUAGCCAGGGGCCACGCUCCAACACUCAGACAUAAUUUACAUUUAGCCAGGGGCCACGCUCCAACACUCAGACAUAAUUUACAUUUAGCCAGGGGGCACGCUCCAACACUCAGACAUAGUUUACAGAUAGCCAGGGGCCACGCUCCAACACUCAGACAUAAUUUACAUUUAGCCAGGGGCCACGCUCCAACACUCAGACAUAAUUUACAUUUAGCCAGGGGGCACGCUCCAACACUCAGACAUAGUUUACAGAUAGCCAGGGGCCACGCUCCAACACUCAGACAUACUUUACAUUUAGCCAGGGGGCACGCUCCAACACUCAGACAUAGUUUACAGAUAGCCAGGGGCCACGCUCCAACACUCAGACAUAGUUUACAGAUAGCCAGGGGCACUCUCCAACACUCAGACAUAAUUUACAUUUAGCCAGGGGCCACGCUCCAACACUCAGACAUAAUUUACAUUUAGCCAGGGGCCACGCUCCAACGCUCAGACAUAAUUAAAAUUUAGCCUGGGGCACGCUCCAACACUCAGACAUAGUUUACAGAUAGCCAGGGGCACGCUCCAACACUCAGACAUAAUUUACAUUUAGCCAGGGGCCACGCUCCAACACUCAGACAUAAUUUACAUUUAGCCAGGGGCACGCUCCAACACUCAGACAUCCUUUACAUUUAGCCAGGGGCCACGCUCCAAUACUCAGACAUCCUUUACAUUUAGCCAGGGGCCACGCUCCAACACUCAGACAUACUUUACAUUUAGCCAGGGGGCACGCUCCAACACUCAGACAUAGUUUACAGAUAGCCAGGGGCCACGCUCCAACACUCAGACAUAGUUUACAUUUAGCCAGGGGCCACGCUCCAACACUCAGAUAUCAUUUACAUUUAGCCAGGGGGCACGCUCCAACACUCAGACAUAGUUUACAGAUAGCCAGUGGCACGCUCCAAUACUCAGACAUAAUUUACAUUUAGCCAGGGGCCACGCUCCAACACUCAGACAUCAUUUACAGAUAGCCAGGGGCCACGCUACAACACUCAGACAUCAUUUACAUUUAGCCAGGGGCCACGCUCCAACACUCAGACAUAGUUUACAGAUAGCCAGGGGCACGCUCCAAUACUCAGACAUCCUUUACAUUUAGCCAGGGGCCACGCUCCAACACUCAGACAUCAUUUACAUUUAGCCAAGGGGCACACUCCAACACUCAGACAUAAUUUACAAACAAAGCAUGUGUGUUUAGUGAGUCUGCCAGAUCAGAGGCAGUAGGGAUGACCAGGGAUGUUCUCUUGAUAAGUGCAUGAAUUGGACCAUUUUUCUGUCCUGCUAAGCCUUCAAAAUGUAACGAGUACUUUUGGGUGUCAGGGAACAUUUAGUAAAAAGUACAUUAUUUUCUUUAGGAAUGUAGUGAAGUAGAAGUAGAAGUAGUCAAAAUAUAAAUAGUAAAGUACACAUACCCAAAAGAAAGUACUUAGGUAGUACUUUAAAGUAUUUUUACUUAUGUACAUUACACCACUGCAAGGGAGAUGCAUUAUGUUACAAAUGGUAGUGUGGUAAUCUAGUUCCCAGACACUUCUGCCCAAUGCUUUGCCCAAUAGCCUGUGGACGAGGUUUGUAGUGUGGUAACACUUUACUGAAAGCCAACCGGUUUAAUGUAUUUCAGACUUGUCAUUAACAUGAAUGACCCUUUUAUAAUGUCUUAUAUUCAUCUGAUAAUGAUCCUGACUAUAUAUCGGCCAUUUUGAGUCAGUUGAAAAUGUCCUACAUAGAGAGAAACAACAUAUUACAAGCCUUAUUAUAAGACAUUAUAAUGGCUCAUACAGGCUUAUAACAAGUUAUAAAGGAUUAUAGCUGAAAGGCUUUAAGUAAGUCCUACUGGUUCUUUUACAGUAUGUUUAUAUGCUAUAGUUGUUUGUGUUUAUACAGAGUCCGUCUAUGUAUGAAGCUGUACAUCUAUGGGUGUGCACCUGUACUGACAUACAUGUGUCUGUGUGCCUGGCACUGCAUACAGUGCCUUUGGAAAGUAUUCAGACCCCUUCACUUUUUCCACAUUUUGUUAGGUUACAGCCUUAUUCUAAAAUUGAUUACAUUGUUUUUUUCCCUCAUCAAUCUACACACAAUACCCCAUAAUGAUGAAACAAAAACAGUUUUUUGCUAAUUUAUAUAUUUUUUAAAAUAAUGGAAAUAUUACAUUUACACAAGUGUUCAGACCCUUUACUCAGUACUUUGUUGAAGCACCUUUGGCAGCGAUUACAGCCUAAAGUCUUCUUGGGGGUGACACUACAAGCUUGGCACAGCUGUAUUUGGGGAGUUUCUCCCAUUCUUCUCUGCAGAUCCUCUCAAACUCUGUCAGGUUGGAUGGGGAGCGUUGCUGCACAGCUAUUUUCAGGUCUCUCCAAAGAUGUUCGAUCGGGUUCAAGUCUGGGCUCUGGCUGGGCCACUCAAGGACAUUCAGAGACUUGUCCCGAAGCCACUCCUGCGUUGUAUAGCUGUGUGCUUAGGGUCGUUGUCCUGUUGGAAGGUGAACCUUCGCCCCCCCAGUCUGAGGUCCUGAGCACUCUGGAGCAGGUUUUAAUCAAGGAUCUCUGUACUUUGCUCCGUUCAUCUUUGCCUUGAUCCUGACUAGUCUCCCAGUCCCUGCCACUGAAAAACAUCCCCACAGCAUAUGAUGCUGCCACCACCAUGCUUCACUGUAGGGGUGGUGCCAGGUUUCCUCCAGACGUGACGAUUGGCAUUCAGACCAAAGAGUUCAAUCUUGGUUUCAUCAGACCAGAGAAUCUUGUUUCACAUGGUCUUUGUCUUUAGGUGCCUUUUGGCAAACUCCAAGCAGGCUGUCAUGUGCCUUUUACUGAGGAGUGGCUUCCGUCUGGCCACUCUACCAUAAAGGCCUGAUUCGUGGAGUGAUGCAGAUAUAGUUGUCCUUCUGGAAGGUUCUCCCAUCUCCACAGAGGAACUCUAGAGCUCUAUCAGAGUGACCAUUGGGUUCUUGGUUACCUCCCUGUCAAAAGGCCCUUCACCCCCGAUUGCUCAGUUUGGCCGGGCAGCCAGCUCUAGGAAGAGUCUUGGUGGUUCCAAACUUCUUCCAUUUAAGAAUAAUGGAGGCUACUGUGUUCUUGGGGACCUUCAAUGCUGCAGACAUUUUUUGGUACCCUUCCCCAGAUCUGUGCCUCGACACAAUCCUGUCUCUGAGCUCUACGGACAAUUCCUUCGAACUCAUGGCUUGGUUUUUGCUCUGACAUCCACUGUCAACUGUGGGACCUUAUAUAGACAGGUGUGUGCCUUUCCAAAUCCUGUCCAUUCAAUUGAAUUUACCACAGGUGUACUCCAAUCAAGUUGUAGAAACAUCUCAAGGAUGAUCAAUGGAAACAGGAUGCACCUGAGCUUAAUUUCGAUCUCAUUGCAAAGAGUCUAAGGUAUUUUUUAUUUUUAUUUUAUUUUUGCAAAAAGUUAUCAAAAUCUGUUUUUGCUUUGUCAUUAUGGGUUAUUGUGUGUAGAUUGCUGAGGAUUUAUUUAUUUUUAAUCCAUUUUAGAAUAAGGCAGUAACGUAACAAAAUGUGGAAAAAGUCAAGGGGUCUGAAUACUUUCCGAAGGCAAUGUAGGUGCUUUCGGCGGCUUGGGCUGUGCAAUUUGGUGGAGGUUUAUGGCUGUGUGGAACCAGGACACGCUGCCUGGCUCGAAUGACAUCGUCAUGUCCGCUCCUCAGAGCCGCCUGUCACACCUCACAGAUAGGCCAUCAAUUGUGCCAUUGAGGAACCUACCCUGUGUUGUGUGUUGAACGCACAGCUAACGAGGUGAGACGCUAGACGAGGCGAGACUGUGAUGGAGAAAAGGUUGGCCGCGUCGUUUCCUCCCUGCUUCUGAGUAGUUUCACCCAUUACUGUUCGUUUCAUAAGACCAUUCAGGGAGUUCAGAAUCUCUAAUGGUGGAAUGAGCCUAUGCUAACUUGGUGAGUUUUGUGGUACACUGGUUGGGAAUGUGGUAGUUAGAUGUUAUGGUAACCCCUAUUGCAUUUACAUGGAGUGUUCAAAUUGAAGGCAAGUCUUAAAAUUGACAGACAAUUAUUGAGUACGCCAAUAUGUGUUAUUAGUUGAAAAUAGACCUACGCUACCUCUCCCAGUGUCAAGCCAUCAUCUUAUAUUCACAAAGCGUCUCAGAGUUGAAGUGCUGAUCUAGGGUCAGGUCCCCCUCUUAUUCAUUAUGAUUUAAAAAGGCAUAACAAAUCCUACUCUGAGACACUUUAUGAUUACAGGCCUCGAUUUCUACCCUUAUCCGGCCUUUCUUGUCCAAGAUGCCGCUGGAUCCUUAAAGGUCUUCUGCGGUUGUAUUCUAGGCCAGAUUGUGCUAAGAUAGGCUGUGUAAUUACAAACUAAUACUACAUUAUGCAUUCAGGCAAAACUUGUGGUUGUCUCAGCUCGGUGUAAAACAUACUAAAAACAACCCUGAGAAGUGAUGAUAGUGCUCAAUCGUCGUGAUUUGUUUUCCUCAGAGAAUACGUCUGGCCUUGCAACUCAUUCUUUAGACCAGUGGUUCCUAACCUUUUUUGAACCGUGGUACAAUUUAAUGGGAUAAAAAAUUCUGUGACACAACUAAACUUUUCCUUAUAAUGUAUUUAGUCGUAAUGACCUCCAUCUCAUCUGAUCCAUAUUGCAACUAUUUUCAUAGUUCCUUACUGAUGACGGUUAAUUUGUGUGUACCCCUUUAAGAGUGUCCGGCAAAUCACUGAUAGAAAGAAAAUGUAUAGCUCUGGUGAAAUAGGUCUUAGGGGGUACUGUGGUAAGCUGAGAGCCAUUUUUUACAUUGAGCAUCACUCGAUCAAGGGAAAUAUAUAUUGAACAAAAUUAUAAAUGCAACAUGCAACAAUUUCAAAGAUUUUGCUGAGUUACAGUUCAUAUAAGGAAAUCAGUCAAUUGAAAUAAAUGUUUUAGGCCCUAAUCUAUGGAUUUCACAUGACUGGGCAUAAGCCCACCCAAUGGGGAGCCCGGCCCAGCCAAUCUGAAUCAGUUUUCCCCUCAAAAGGGCCUAAUUACAGACAUAAAUACUCCUCAGUUUCAUCAGCUGUCCGGAUGGCUGGUCUCAGACAAUCCCGCAGGUGAAGAAGCCGGAUGUGCAGGUCCUGGGCUGGCAUGGUUACACGUGGUCUGCGGUUGUGAGGCCGGUUGGACGUACUGCCAAAUUCUCUAAAAUGACGUUGGAGGCGGCUUAUGGUAGAGAAAUUAACAUUAAAUUAUCUGGCAACAGCUCAGGUGUACAUUCCUGCAAUCAGCAUACCAAUUGCAUGCACCCUCAAAACUUGAGACAUCUGUGACAUUGUGUUGUGUGACAAAACGGCACAUUUUAGAGUGGCCUUUUAUUGUCCCCCAGCACAAGGUACACCUGUGUAAUGAUCAUGCUGUUUAAUCCGUUUAUUGAUAUGCCACACCUGUCAGAUGGAUGGAUUAUCUUGGCAAAGGAGAAAUGCUCACUAACAGGGAUGUAAACACAUUUCUGCACAAAAUUGGAGAGAAAUAAGCUUUUUGUGCGUAUGGAAAAUGUCUGGGAUCUUUUAUUUCAGCUCAUGACCAACACUUUACAGGUAGCAUUUAUAUUUUUUUCAGUAUAGUAUUCUUUGUUUCAGGAUGUUGUGUAUCCCUGGAAAUAAUCAGAAUUCAUGUAAACAUUCAUUUUAGGAACAUAGCUUGUCCAAAAAAAAGUGUUCUCUUGGCACAACUUAUGGGGUAAGUUGAGCCGUGGGACAAAUUGAGCCCCCUACACAUUUCUGUACUGAAUGAAAUAUUACCACUACCUUUUUAAAACCAUGACUAUCUUUAUUUCCUUAACACAAUUCAACACGAUCAAAAUCACAUUUUUUUGUCUUUUAAUCAUUUUAAUCAUAUUUUAAUACAUGCUUAACAACUAACAAACACUAUUGUACUUUUUAAAAACCUUUUAACAAGGCCCUGUUGUUACCUCAUAUCCCAGUGAUAAUGCCUUGCAUUACGCCUGGGAAGACAACAUUUACAUUUUCACAAUUUAUAAGGUUCAUGAAAUCAAUAAUUUGCUAAAAUCAGAUAACAUUCAUAUACUGGCCAUCUCUGAAACUCACUGUCAGGAGGUGAUGUGUAUGCGGAGAGUGAAGUCAGACGCAGGACACAGAGAAUCAGGUUGACUACUUUACUGAAUGUUACGCACAAAACAAACGUCUCCAACACUGGAGGGAAAAACACCAUAUGCGUAAUCUGGAGAAGUAGCUAGGCCGAACAUCAACUAGACAUACAACAAUAACACACAAAACCCAAACGUGAAACAAGGGAAAUUAUAGGCUAAACAAUCAAAACUAAUAGGCAACAGGUGUACUAAUCUAGACAAAACAAGACAAACACCGAAAACAUCGAUCGGCAGUAGCUAGUACUCCGGGGACGACGAACGCCGAAGCCUGCCCGAGCAAGGAGGAGGAGCAGCCUCAGUAGAAUCCGUGACAGUACCCCCCCCCCUUGACGCGCGGCCCCAGCCGUGCGCCGACCCCGGCCUCGGGGACGGCCAGGAGGACGCGGAGCAGGGCGAGUGGGAUGACUCCGGUGGAACUCCGUCAAGAGGGAGGGAUCUAAGAUGUCCCUCCUAGGCACCCAGCACCGUUCCUCCGGACCGUACCCCUCCCACUCCACGAGAUACUGCAGACCCCCCAUCUGACGUCUCGAAUCCACGAUGGACCGGACUGAGUACGCCGGAGCCCCCUCGAUGUCUAGUGGGGGCGGAGGAGCCUCUCAUAUCUCAUUCUCCUGGAGUGGACCAGCUACCACCGGCCUGAGGAGAGACACAUGGAACAAGGGGUUAAUGCGAUAAUCAUUGGGCAGUUGUAACCUGUAACAUACCUCGUUCAAUCUCCUCAGGACUUUAAAUGGCCCCACAAACCGCCGACCCAGCUUCCGGCAGGGCAGGCGAAGGGGCAGGUUUCGAGUCGAGAGCCAGACUCGAUCUCCAGGUGCAUACACUGGACCCUCACUGCGGUGGCGAUCGGCGCUCGCCUUAUGCCUACGGAUGGCCCGCUGCAGAUGGACAUGCGCAGCGUUCCAUGUUUCCUCCGAGCACCGAAACCAUUCAUCCACCGCAGGAGCCUCGAUCUGGCUCUGAUGCCAGGGUGCCAGAACCGGCUGAUACCCCAACACACACUGAAAAGGAGUCAGAUUAGUGGAGGAGUGGCGAAGUGAGUUCUGGGCAAUCUCUGCCCAGAGGAUAUACCCCGACCACUCCUCCUGCCGGUCCUGGCAAUAGGACCUCAGAAACCUACCCACAUCCUGGUUUACUCUCUCCACCUGCCCAUUACUCUCAGGGUGGAAACCCGAGGUAAGGCUAACCGAGACCCCCAAGCGUUCCAUAAACGCCCUCCAGACUCUAGAGGUUAACUGGGGACCCCGAUCAGACACUAUAUCCUCAGGUACCCCGUAGUGCCGGAAGACGUGUGUAAACAGGGCCUCAGCAGUUUGUAGGGCAGUAGGGAGACCCGGCAUUGGAAUGAGACGGCAGGCCUUAGAAAACCGAUCCACAACGACCAAAAUUGUGGUAUUCCCCUGGGAGGGGGGAAUGUCCGUGACAAAGUCCACCGAUAGGUGAGACCACGGCCGUUGUGGAACUGGUAGGGGUUGUAAUUUCCCCCUGGGCAGGUGUCUAGGUGCCUUACACUGAGCGCACACCGAGCAGGAGGAGACAUAAACCCUCACGUCCUUUGCCAAUGUUGGCCACCAGUACUUCUCACUAAGGCAGUGCACUGUCCGGCCAAUACCAGGAUGACCAGAGGAGGGUGACGUGUGAGCCCAAUAAAUCAGUCGAUCACGGAUCUCGAGUGGCACGUACCUCCGCCCCCCCGGACACUCUGGAGGAGUAGGGUCGGUACGUAACGCCCGCUCGAUCUCCGCAUCGACCUCCCACACCACCGGUGCCACCAGACAAGACUCCGGAAGUAUGGGAGUGGGCUCAAUGGACCUCUCCUCUGUGUCAUAUCGCCGGGACAGGGCGUCUGCCUUAACGUUCUGUGACCCUGGUAUAUACGUGAGCUUAAAGACAAACCGGGCCAGAAACAUGGCCCACCUAGCCUGACGAGGGUUCAGUCUCCUAGCUGCCCGGAUGUACUCCAGGUUACGAUGGUCAGUCAGAAUGAGAAAAGGGUGUUGAGCCCCCUCAAGCCAAUGCCUCCACACCUUUAGGGCUUGAACCACAGCUAGCAGCUCCCUAUCCCCCACGUCACAAUUACGUUCCGCCAGGCUGAGCUUCUUAGAGUGAAAGGCACAGGGACGGAGUUUAGGAGGCGUGCCCGAGCGUUGAGACAGUACAGCCACUAUACCCGCCUCUUACGCGUCCACCUCCACUUGGAACGCCAAAGAGGGGUCCGGAUGUGCCAGCACCGGAACCGAGGUGAACAGGUCCUUCAGAUGUCUAAAACGCCCUGUCCGCCUCAGCCGACCACUGCAAACGCACCGGGCCCCCCUUUAGCAGGGAGGUGAUGGGAGCUGCUACCUGUCCAAAACCCCAGAUAAACCUCCGGUAGUAAUUGGCAAAACCCAAAAACCGCUGCACCUCCUUAAUCGUGGUGGGAGUCUGCCAAUUAUUGCACGGCUGAAACGCGGUCAAUCUCCAUCUCCACCCCUGACACGGACAACCGAUGUCCCAGGAAGGAGAUGGACUCCUGGAAAAACAGGCAUUUCUCCGCCUUCACAUACAAGUCAUGCUCCAACAGCCUACCCAACACCCGACGCACCAGGGCACAUGCUCGGCUCGUGUAGCAGAGUAUAUUAGAAUGUCGUCAAUAUACACCACUACACCCUGCCCAUGCAAAUCCCGGAAAAUCUCGUCCACAAAUGAUUGGAAGACUGAAGGAGCAUUCAUUAACCCGUAUGGCAUGACGAGAUACUCAUAGUGACCCGAGGUGGUACUAAAUGCUGUUUUCCAUUCAUCUCCUUCCCUAAUGCGCACCAGGUUGUAAGCGCUCCUGAGAUCCAAUUUUGUGAAGAAUCGCGCUCCGUGUAAUGACUCCGUCAUACUCGCAAUCAGAGGGAGAGGAUAACUGUAUUUAAUAGUAAUCUGAUUGAGACUACGGUAAUCAAUACACGGGCGCAAACCUCCAUCCUUCUUCUUCACAAAAAAGAACCUUGAGGACGCAGGAGAAGUGGAGGGCCGUAUGUAUCCCUGUCCCAGAGAUUCGGUGAUGUAUGUCUCCAUAGCCUCCGUCUCCUCUUGAGACAGAGGAUACACAUGACUACGCGGAAGUGCAGCGCCUGCCUGGAGGUCUAUCGCACAAUCCCCCUGUCUAUGAGGUGGUAAUUGAGUCGCCCUCUUCUUACUGAAGACGAGUGCCAAAUCAUUAUACUCAGGAGGAAUGUGCAGUGCGGGCACUUGGUUCGGACUUUCCACCGUUGUCGCCCCUACGGAAACACCUAUACACCGCCCGACACACUGAUCAGAACACUCCCUGAGAGCCCUCUGUUGCCACGAAAUGUUGGGGUCAUGAGAUAUUAACCAAGGAAGCACCAACACCACGGGAAACGCAGGAGAGUCGAUCAGAUACAACUGUAUAAUUUCCUCAUGACCCCCCUGCGUCUUCAUCUUAAGUGGCGCCGUGACCUCCCUAAUCAAUCCUGACCCCAAAGGACGGCUGUCUAGGGCAUGGAUGAUCGAAAACCGCCCUGAAGCGGCGGGAGAACUCCGCAUAACUGACGGUGGCGGCGUCUAUUCCCCUCCAUUCGGCAUUGGCCCACUCCAAUGCCUUGCCGGACAGACAGGAGAUGAGGGCGGAAACGCUCUCGUAUCCCGAGGGCGCCGGGUGAAUGGUUGCCAGGUAGAGUUCUACUUGAAGCAGGAAACCCUGACACCCGGCUGCGGUGCCAUCAUAAGCCCUCGGGAGCGAGAGCCGAAUCCCACUGGACUCCGGAGAUGGAACGAUGGGUCUGGCCGAUGGUGGUGGUAUUGUAGGAGGAGGUGUGGGCAAACCUCCUCUUUCCCAUCGGCUCAAAGUGUCCAUUACAUCCUGCAUGGCGGUGCCCAGUCUUCGAAUCAUGGCGUCUUGGCUGCUGACGCGCUCCUCCAAUGACUCCGUUGGUACCGCUGGUCCUGCUGACUCCAUGGUGGUGUGUUAUUCUGUCAGGAGGUGAUGUGUACGCGGCGAGUGAAGUCAGACGCAGGACACAGAGAAUCAGGUUGACUACUUUACUGAACGUUACGCACAAAACAAACGUCUCCAACACUGGAGGGAAAAACACCAUAUGCGUAAUCUGGAGAAGUAGCUAGGCCGAACAUCAACUAGACAUACAACAAUAACACACAAAACCCAAACGUGAAACAAGGGAAAUUAUAGGCCAAACAAUCAAAACUAAUAGGCAACAGGUGUACUAAUCUAGACAAAACAAGACAAACACCGAAAACAUCGAUCGGCAGUAGCUAGUACUCCGGGGACGACGAACGCCGAAGCCUGCCCGAGCAAGGAGGAGGAGCAGCCUCGGCAGAAUCCGUGACACUCACUUAGAUAAUUCCUUUGAUGAUACUGCAGUAGCAAUACAGGGAUAUAACAUCUACAGAAGAGACAGGAAUGCCUAUGGGGUAGGUGUUGUUGCUGUAUAUGUUCAGAGCCAUAUUCCUGUAAAGCACAGAGAGGAUCUCACAUUGAAUGUUGUUGAAGUGUUGCGGUUGAAAGUUCAUCUAAAGCCUCUUCAUUUGGGGUGCUGCUGUAGUCCACCAAUGGCUAACAGUCAGUAUUUGAAUAAUAUGUGUACAAUGCUUGAUAAUGUGUGUGAUAUUAACAGAGAGGUCUAUUUUCUGGGUGACCUGAACAUUGUCUGGUUAGCAACUAGCUGUCCUCUCAAGAGGAAGCUUCUAACUGUGACUAAUGCCUGUAAUAUGACCCAGGUUAUGACAACCAACUAGAGUGCAUACCAAUAGUGUUGGAUCUGUGACAUCCACUUGUAUUGAUCAUAUCUUCACUAAUGCUGUAGAGCUUUGCUCCAAAGCAAUAUCAGUUCCCAUUGGCUGUAGUGACCAUAACAUUGUGGCAAUAACAAGGAAAGCCAAAGUGCCAAAGGUUGGGCCUAAAGUAAUUUAUAAGAGAUCACACAAAAACAUUCUCAGGAUUGUUUUCUUGAAGAUGUAAAAAAUUUAUGUUGGUCUGAUGUGUAUGAGGAAAGUGAAUCCAGAUGCAGCACUGGAAGUAUUUGUACAAUUAUUCAUGCCAACUUUUGACCAGCAUGCACCUGUUAAGGAACUAACUGUGGGAACCGUUAGAGCCCACUGGAUUGAUGAUGAAUUUGAUGAAUUGAAAAAUGGUUUGGUUCAAAGAAAUGAUGUGAAAAAAGAAGAAACCUGCACACUGCUCUUGCUACUAUCACUGCUCUUUAUUAAGCUUUAUGUAUCGGCCUCAAGGCCUUCGUCAGAGCUUUUUGAGUGUGCAGGAUUCUUCUUCUUUCUCAUCUUAUUUCAACUGUUACAAUACACCUGCAACAAAGAUAGCUCAGAUGUGCGAGUGCCUUUUGAAUUUUGAAUCAAAGAAAUGAUGCAAAACAAUUGGCAAACAAGUCAGGCUGCUCAGCUGAUUGGUUGACAUAAAGAAAUGUUGUGACUAAACUUAACAAAAAUAAAAAUAAAAUAUAUUACCAAACAAAGAUAAGUAACGCAAUGGAAAAAGCAGCUUAAAUGAUAUCAUGGGCAGAAAACCCAAUUCAUCUCCGUCGUUCAUUGAAGUUGAUGGGUCAUUAUAACACUACAUUUCGAUAUUGCCAAUCAUUACAAUCACUAGUAAAGUGGGAAAACGUAGAAGUGAAAUGACAUUGAACAAAGAACCAUCCUAUUAAGCACCCUUUGCUGGCUCUAACUGCCGCCCAAUCCGUUUGCUGCCUGUUCUUAGUAAACUGAUGGACAGGAUUGUGUUUGUCCAAAUACAAUGCUAUUUUUCAGAGAACAAGUUAACUACUGACUUUCAGCAUGCAUAUAGAUAAGGGCACUCAACUUGUACUGCACUGACUCAGAUGACUGAUGAUUGGUUAAGAUAAAUGAAUAAUAAAAUGAUAGUUGGAGGGGUAUUGUUAGAUUUCAGUGCAGCCUUUGAUGUUAUUGAUCAUAAAUUGUUAUUGAAAAAAAAGUCACUUGCUAUGGCUUUACAUCACCUGCCAUCACAUGGUUGGAGAGUUAUUUAUCCAAUAGAACCCAGAGAGUGUUCUUCAAUGGAAGCUUCUCUAACAUCAGAUAUGUACAGUGCGGUGUCCCUCAGGGCAGUUGCCUUGGGCCGUUUUUACAAAUGAUUUGCCACUGGUCUUACACAAAUCUAGAAUGACUGUGUAUGCAGAUUAUUCCACACUAUACAUGUCAGCACCCAAAGCCAGUGAGCUCACUCAAAUUCUAAAUAAGGAGUUACAGUCAGUCUCAGAAUGGGUGCUUUAUAAUAAACUGGCCUUAAAUACAUCUAAAACUAAAAGCAUUGUAUUUGGCUCAAAACAUUCUCUAGGACCUACACCUCAACUGGAGUUCUACAUAAAGGGUGUGACCACUGAGCAAGUUGAGGAAGCUAAACUCCCAAGGUAUAACAUUUCUAUGUUUUUGACACAACAACCAACUGUACUAGUUGUUCAGGCUCUGGUCUGGUACCAUCUUGAUUACUGUCUGGUAAUAUGGUCAAGUGCAGCAAAGAAAGACCUAGCAAAGCUGCAGCUGGCUCAAAACAGAGCAGCACGCCUUGCCCUUAACUGCACAUACAGAACUAACAUCAACAACAUGCAUGCCAGUCUUUCCUGGUUAAGGGUUGACGAGAGAUUAACUGCUUCUCUUCUAGUUUUUAUGAGAAAUAUUACUUUGACGAAAAUUCCAGAUUGUCUGCAUAAUCAAAUAACAUUCAGCUCAGACACCCAUACAUACCCCACAAGACAUGCCACCAGGGGUCUCUUCACAUUCCCCAAGUCCAAAACGAAUUCACAGCAACGCACUGCUUCUUGACACACUGAUCGCUUAACCCGGAAGCCAGUCGCACCAAUGUGUUGGAGGAAACACUGUAUAACUGGCGACCAAAGUUAGCGUGCUUGCGCCUGGCCCGCCACAAGGAGUCGCUAGAAUGCGAUGGGACAAGGACAUCCCGGCCGGCCAAACCCUCCCGUAACCCGGACAAUUGUGCACCGCACUCAUGGGUCUCCCGGUCGCGAUCGAACCCGGGUCUGUAGUGACUUGUCAUGUUUUGUGUUUUUUGUGUACCCCAGGAAGAGUAGCUGCAGCUUCUACAAAAGCUAAUUUGGAUCCAAAUAAACAGAUAAUAAAAACAUUUAAAGACUUACCCCAUGGCCAGUGGCUCAACUUGCCCCAAGGCAAACAUUUUGAUUAUAUUAGCCCACACAGCGACAAUGAUGCACUUUCAUGCUAGGUUUAGGCUUAUAUUGAAGCUUAUAGAGACCCCAACUGAUGUAUAGAACAAUCUUACAAUUAGCUACUUAGGUUUAGAUACAAGCAUCAUGAAACUUCUAACACAAUAAAUUAAUUUGACCUAACUUGCUUACCAUUUCUUCCAUGUAGUUUCUUCCUUCACACUCCAUUAAAUUAUAAUCUCUUCCUAAAUAUUUGGUCAAAUUAUUAAUUUGUGUAUGGUUUCCUAGAAACAAGAGUGGCUAAACUUACCCCUUUGGCUCAACCUACCCCACUCUCCCCUACUUUUGAAUGGAAAGAUCUAGAGACCGUUUUCUGCAUUGUAAAGGUCCAACCACAGACACAAAGCCAUUUCCCGUUUGUUUCUAUGGGAGAUGCUGUGGUACUGCUGAACCUCAUCAGACUUGCCUGUGAUAAUGGUUCUCACAGGCAAAGUAAAAUUAUACACAUUACUUUGCUUGUGAUGCGCGCCCCUCAAAUUAUACACAUUACUUUGCUUGUGAUACGCGCCCCUCAAAUUAUACACAUUACUUUGCUUGUGAUGCGCGCCCCUCAAAUUAUACACAUUACUUUGCUUGUGAUGCGCGCCCCUCAAAUUAUACACAUUACUUUGCUUGUGAUACGCGCCCCUCAAAUUAUACACAUUACUUUGCUUGUGAUGCGCGCCCCUCAAAUUAUACACAUUACUUUGCUUGUGAUGCGCGCCCCUCAAAUUAUACACAUUACUUUGCUUGUGAUGCGCGCCCCUCAAAUGAUAGAAAUGUAACAACAGCUCCAGCGCACCGGACUUGAAACAACGGUCCAGAUGUAACCAUGUGUGCCAUUCAAUGUAUUAUCUGAUUGCUAUUCUUUCUGGUGGCACUGAUGUUCCCAAGUCAGAAUCCCACGUUCAUUCCACAGGUCCCAUUUAUAAGCGAGUGUUCCAAAAAAUUAUCAAGAUUAGGAAAAGUUUUGUGGCACACCUUAGAGUUCCUCAAGGCACACCGGUUGAAAUCCACUGCAUUAGACGUGACCAGUUAGUCACUUGGAAGGAGAGAGGUGUGCUCAAGUGUUUGACGAGUGGGUCAAAACAGACGCCAUUACGGAGUUGACAGUUAAUACGGAGGUGACAGCCUUUGUCUGAAAGUGCUUGACAAGCACAAUUUUUAAGUGUGUGUGUACAUCUGAGUAUUUCUACCAGUGUCUGCUUGGGUUUGCAUAAUUGUGUCUGUGUCUACGUUGCAAUGUGCUAACACACAGUACGUGGAGACAAACAGACCCAAUGUUGCAUUUUGCUGCAGCAGCUGACAGGUGUCAGCCUGCCUCCUGUACAUUACAUCAAAGGUUAGUUCAAAGGUUAGAGACGGCUCCGUCAAAACCAGAAAACCUCCAGAAAUGUCACCGUGCACGGCACACACACACACGUCAGCAUCGACCCAACAGCUAACGCACUCCAUGGCCAGCUACAUCUGAGGUAUUUGUGGAUACGUGCCCAAGAUUACUGCAGCAUGCUCAGAAUAUCAAACAGCCUGCUUCCCUUACCUUCAGAACGAGCCACAUCUUUAAGCCAUCCAUCCAUCAAAGACUCCUGAACAGCUAAUCAUGGCUACCCAGACUAUUUGCACUGCCCCCCACCCCAUAUUUUUACGCUGCUGCUACUCUGUUAAUUAUUUAUGCAUAGUCACUUUUACUCUACCCACAUGUACAUAUUACUUCAACUACCUCAACUAGCCGGUGCCCCCGCACAUUGACUCUGCACCGGUACCCCCCUGUAUAUAUAGCCUCCCUACUGUUGUUUUAUUUUACUUCUGCUCUUUUUUUCUCAACACUUUUUUGUUGUUUUAUUCUACUUUUUUAUUUUAAAAAAAUGCACUGUUGGUUAAGGGCUGUAAGUAAGCAUUUCACUGUAAUGUCUGCACCUGUUGUAUUCGGCACAUGUGGCCAAUACAAUUUGAUUUGAUUUGAUUUGAAAUCCCACUGCUUCCAGAUGAAGGGGGGUGUGAAAGCUUAAGGACUAUUAUAAUUAGGAAAUAAUUAGUAUUUGCAAGAGUUUUGAAUAUGGGCAUGUUUAUCACAGAGAGGAAUUAAGGAAAAAAAGCAUUGUUAAAACAAUACAUUUGAUCUCAUGGAUGGUCAGUCCUUGCAUCCAAAGCGCUGUAUGAAUUUGAGUGGUUAGAUUUCUCCAGCCCCCUCCCUCAGCUGUUUACCAAAACAGCGGCAGGGUUACCGCUUUGUUGUUUGAACGGCAGAUUGCCCAUUUAAAGAAGGCUAUAUGCUUAGGAAAUGAAACGGAUACACCAGGGAUUUAAAUAAUAGGUCAUUUAGCAGACGCUCUUAUCCAGAGCAAAUAGUGUUAAGUGCCUUGCUCAAGGGCACAUCGACAGAUUUUUCACCUAGUCGGCUCGGGGAUUAGAACCAGCGACCUUUCGGUUACUGGCACAAUGCUCUUAACCACUAAGCUACCUGCCGCUCAGAUAUUAUUCAAACUUUUCCCCCCUAUUAUUUGAUUUAAGUAAAUUAUUAAUUUCAUGGCUGUUAUUUUUUGCAUAACCAUUUGGGUUUCGUGAAACAGCUGUUUCUAACAGCGUGUUCCGUUUUCAUGGAGAUAUUUUCUGAACUCUUGCUGUUUUGUUUUAACCUCCAUUGUCUUAGUCAUAUGGGCAUAUGGGCCCUGGUCAAAAGUGGUGCACUAUAUAGGGUGAGUAGUGCACUAUAUAGGGAAUAGGGUGCCAUUUGGGACUUGGCCAUACUGUUUUCCCUUUACAGGCAGAUGCCUGGAAGUCUAUAUUUGUUGUUGAUAUGAACAUAAUAUGAUCUGAGGGUCAAGUCAUCUGUUGAAGGGCUGAAUAUUGACCACAGUCUUGUCAUGAGCUGUAAUAGAUGCCUCUCUGUCAUCAGAGGUGGCCGUGUUAAGGAGAGAGCACACUCGCCACACCACACACACACACACACACACACACACACACACACACACACACACACACACACACACACACACACACACACACACACACACACACACACACACACACACACACACACUCACACACACACUCUCACACACACACACACACACACACACACACACCUGAAAUACACAGCACCUCAACAAGGUCAUAGUUUAGGGACUGCCAGACAGCAUCAACCCAUGUCACAACUUACAUACUGUAUAGCACAGGUGGCUGGUGGCGCCAUAAUUGGGGAGGACAGGCUGGUUCACAUUAAUGGCUGGAACAGAAUGAAUGGAGUGGUAUCAAACCCAUCAAACACCUGGUUUCCAUGUGUUUGAUAUAAUUCCAUUCACACCAUUCCAGACAUUGUUAUGAGCUGUCCUCCCCUCACCAGCCUCCCGUGCCGUAUACCAAAUCCAUCUUGAUACUACGACACGUUCCAAAACAACCCUAUCGUACAAGUAGCCUUCGAUUCAAAGUACAGAAUGGUUUUUAAUUGUCAUGCUUCAUGAAUCCUCCCCAUGUUCGUCAUUGACCAUCAGAUUACACGGUUCACUACCACAUUCUCCAUUUGCACCUUCAGGCUAACACUACACCAAUCUCACAGGCCGAAACCUGACCGAUCGAUCAUUCCAGCGAGCAACACUCUCUGAGUUCAAAGCGGGCCUCCAUUUUAAACUGGGCCGUGUUCGGCAUAUACAAAAAACACUUUGGACAGAAACGUUGGUGGCGGUGGCACCAAUUAGCUCGGACUCCUCAAAUCCAAUCGGAGGCUUCAGCUAAUUCACUGUGCUCAGAUGGGAGCGCUGACCUUCAACCUCAUAUUCCCUGCUGGAGAGCGCUUUUCCGUGAACUCAUUUGCAUGGCGGGAUGUACAGGAUAUGCUGAGGGGAAUGUAGCUUAAUGUUAUCACUGUGCUUCAGCGCAACUAAAUGACCUGGAGUUGAGAUCACAUUAAAAUAAUGUAGUAGCUGCACUAGAUUGCUGCUUCACCUGAUCACCUGCUGAACUCCAGACAGUGUCACAGGGAGAAAUGAAAAACAAACAUGCCUAUACACACAUAUUUGUGCACAGACAGACACACACAUACACACUUGUGCACACACACACACACACACACACACACACACACAUCAACGUGAGACAUUAUUGUAGGGCUACACGCUGAGGGUGUGAUGGGUUUUCUGCUGUCUGUUGUUUUAUUUGUGCGUUGAGUUGAAAUAUUGGUUUUGGUCCGCCGCCCCCGUGCUGCUAGCUGGAGGACUGAAACUGGAGCACUGUGGGGGCUUGGGUGGAGUACAGUCAUUUUCUCUUUGUAUUCCCUCUCUCUUUAUCGCUUUCAUUUUCUCCUUCUCUCUCUCUUUCUCCCCUCACCUAUCUCUCUCUCUCUCUCUCUCUCUCUCUCUCUCGCGAUCUCUCCCCCUUCUCUUGCCCCCCCCCCCCCCGCCACAUCCUCCUCGGGUUUGGCAGAGAUGUUGUAGUGCAGGUCUGAGACAGGCCAGACUUGUCCUCUGGCUCUCUGUACUCUCUGUGCUGCUACUGCUGCUGCUGAGUGGGCUGUAUUUCUUCCAGCCUGGAUGGCAGCAUCUGUCUGAGCCCGAGGCGAGAUGGCGAGAUGGCUUACUGUAGCCCCGCCCCACUGACACUGAGGAAGAAGAGCAGCCUUCUAUUGCAGAAACGGCCCCAGGAAUGGGUUUAUCAAUGACCAGAGCCUGGUGAUAUCUGAGAGAGAGAGAGGCCAUUCUCUACAACCCUGACUAAUACCUUAAGAGGGAGAUAAGUGAUACAAAAGGAAAAGGAAGCCGUCAACCCUGCUGAUCAUCUUCUACAGAGGAGCAGGCCCAGACAUGAAACGGAGCAUGGUUUGGUUUCCAUCCUGGAUGGUGCUUCAGGCUGUAUUGCUAUUCUGGACCUUGUCCUGAAGUGUGCACUCGUACACUCUCCCUCAUGGAUUUAAAAAAGGAUGGACUGGUGUGAGGAAUAUGGUGGAAACUCCCUUCAGCCAUGCUUGCACCAAUCUAAUGCUUUUUAAAUGCAUGAAGGGGAGUGAACAAGUGUACACUUCUGGAGAAGGGUAGAGAAUCGGAAAGCAGCCACAGUCAAUCUUUUUCAGGGGUCAUGAAAUGGUCUUGCUGGACAAGAGAAAAUUAGAAAAUGAUCUGUUUAUAAUUGACCCAGGUUUAUUCGCCAAAAGCAAUGUCGCUUAUCCUGACUAAAAACCAGCCAUUUUGAGUCAGUUAAAAGGUUGGUAUAUAGAAACAUAACAUAUAAUAAUAGCUAUUACAAGCCAUUGUAAAGGUUCAUACAUGCUUAUAAAAGGUUGAAAGGACUAUAGCCUAGGUUUUAAGUAGUAUUACAAACUUUUUGUUUUUUGAUACGGCACUGUUCAUCCAAUGAUUCAUCAGUUUAUAUCUUCAAAUGGCUGUAAGCACACUGACGUGGGAUCUUUCAUCUACAUACCAGACAACUGUUUCCACGUAGUCGAGGGAACCGUAGGGAGUCUGCAGCGACUCUGUACUAGAGCACUGGUUGUACUGUCUGACUACGUCCCAAAUGGCACCCUAUGCCCUACAUAGUGCACUACCUUUGACCAAGGCCCAUAGGGUGAGCAAUGCACUUUGUAAGGGUUGGUGUGAGGUGUGACCCAGGUGCGGUGCAUGAUAGACAGUAGGCAAAGAUGGUGAAACAAGGAUAUUUACUGGUGGUCCCAAAGCCAGGACACAAAAUAACGGACUUAUCACGAAAAAUAAAGGAGGAGCAAAUUGGUCUCCAAAAAAACAGGCUGACAGCAAAAAUACAAAAUACUAACUAUGACUGAAAACAACAAUGAAACAGGGAGAACACUUCUCAAGUACCUGUACUUCCGUCUCAUGAUCAGACACUGAUUCGUACUAAAUUGACAUCAAGAAACUAGCAGAGAAAACUGAGCAAGGGAACACAGGGAAGUGAGGGCAUAAAUACACAGGGGAACAGAUAGACACAGGUGACACCAAUAGGAUGAUGAUUAGUCCAGACAGUGAGUGAGGAGGUGCCUAAGGUUGUCGGAGGAUGACACCUAGUGGGUCGCUCCGGAACUGCGACCCCCUCCUGUAAUAGCACUUUAAAGGGAAUAGGGUGCCAUUUGUUACUCUGCCUCUGUCAUGGUGAUGAGCCGAUAUCCAUUUUCCCUUGUUGGAAAUGUUAUGCAUCACACAUCGAUGUGCCACGGGAAGCAUUGUCAGUCAUAAUAGACAGCAGAUGUCUCACUCAGUUGUCCUUGAAACGAUACAACAUUUUAACGUAUACAGUAAUGGAGUCAUUUAGCAGACGCUCUCUUCCAUGGCCACUUACAAUCAGAGCAUUGAUUGAUACCUGUAAGAGGAUAAAACAACCGCAUAUCACGAUCAUUGCGACUGCAGUGCCAAUGCAGUCAAGGAAAGGACAAGUGUUUUGAAUCCAUUUUGGUUUAAUAAGCAUGUGGUAUAUUCAAAGUGAUAAACUUUUAUGUUUAGACUAUCACUUUAAAUAAGCCACUAGACUGUCAGACAUUGACUGCUAAAUCAAAGCAUGAGACAUUCUUAGACGAGAAACAGCAAAGUGCUCUAAUAUUGAGAUGAGUCCACAUCCCAUACCAUCUGUUCACAGUUUCACGUUACAUUAGUUUCUGCAUAUCUUUGUCAUUAAUUUGGGAUUUACUUGGAUCUACACAACAGAUGGUCUGAGCACGGAGUCGUCUUGACAUUUUACCAAUUUUGAGGUUUGAAAAAGUCUGACAAACGUUGAUUUUGUGAACUAUCACCUAAAGUAUAAUUUUUUAUUUUAUUUAACCUUUAUUUAACCAGGAAGUCCCAUUGAGGUCAGAAGACCUCUUUUCUUAAGGGAGACACCCCGAUGCUGUGGUGUAGUACUCUGGAAAUAGCAAUACUGUAUUCAAUACUAUUUUUCUCACUUUAUUUCCUUCGCCUUUUCCUGUUUUAUCUCACUUCCUGUUCUCUAAUUUCUUCGUCUCCCCCUCGCCCCAACUCCGAACUUCGCACCUCUGUCUACUACAACAUCUCUGUCUACUAUAACAUCUCUGUAUAUUAUAACAUAUCUGUCUACUAUAACAUCUCUGUCUACUUUAACAUCUCUGUCUACUAUAACAUCUCUGUCUACUAUAACAUCUCUGUCUACAGUAACAUCUAUGUCUACUAUAAACUCGAGCCCAAUACGCACCAUUUAAACCUGUGUAACCAAAGACUGAAAAAUCUGACAGAUCUGUCAAUAUAUUGCCUUUUCCCCUUCUCCCCAGCUCUGAUACAGUAUAUUGGACUGAAACCCUCUUGGGUUCCUAAGCAGCUACAGUCAGACGAAUUACCUGCAUUGCCUGCAAAAGCUCACGUCUCUUUAUGGCUUGGGAGGGAUACAGUCAAUGGAGCUCAGCAAUUCCAGGUUAAUCAAUUGAAUUUGUGAAGGAGCCACUGAAAACCCAGCAGACCUCUGUGUGUGAAAUUGGAAUUACUUGCAGAGUGAUUGACUUCCCUGCGGUAUAUAGGGGUACUUAUAGUGAUUAUCGCUGGAUAAGGAAGGCUAUUUAUAAUUGGACAUGUUUUCUCUUAUCUUGUUAUCCACAGUUUUGUGCUGGUCUUCUCCUGUCUAGUCCUCUCUGUGUUUUCCACCAUUAAGGAGUAUGAGAAGAGUUCCGAAGAUGCCUUGUAUAUACUGGUAGGUACUUGGGUUCACACUUACAUGAAACUUAUCAGUGACACGCCAUUUUCACAUAUGUAGACACUGGUUUGGUGCUGGGAGAUAAUGAAUAUGAGGUUGAAAAGUGGCGGAGUUACCCUUUAAGUAUGGAGAGACACGGCAUGUGUUAGCUGUUCAUAAUAAAACCUAUUCAUACUGUAAGAAAGUAGUUGCUAAUUGCCUCUCUCAAUUCUGACUAUAUACACAUAAUAUAAUAUAAAAAUAAUCUUCUUCUCAUUUCCUUAGUUUGGGGUACUAAACUUUCACAAUUUAACCAUAAUAUCUUUGCAAAACAUUACGAUAAUAUCAGCAUUAUGUACGUUAUCAAUGCCUCUGGCAACGCUGUAAUGUAACAGGAAGCCUUUGUCCCUAAACAGGAAAUAGUCACCAUCGUGGUGUUCGGCGUGGAGUACACAGUGAGGAUAUGGGCCGCCGGAUGCUGCUGCAGAUACAGAGGAUGGAGGGGCCGUCUGAAAUUCGCCCGCAAGCCCUUCUGUGUGAUUGGUGAGUUCGACCGCGACUGCCCCUGUGGUCUUUUCUGUGUCACUGCCUGCCUGGUCUCUGUCAUCAGUGAGAUAAAACUGUCCGGCAGCAAUCACUUAAGUGAUCUGCAUUUGGUCAUUCGUUCCAUGGACUGCUUGAUCAUUCAUUGCAUACAGAUUGUAUCUUCUGCUCAAUUUAGGCCAAAUAUAACCAUACUACUUCCUUCCCCUCCGCCCCAAAGCAGAUUUGUGGUGAUUGUUGGAAUUGAAUGAAAUCAAACACAUGGAAACCAUGUUUGAUACCAUUCCACUAAUUCCGCUCCAGCCAUUACCACGAGCCCGUCCUCCCCAAUUAAGGGGCCACCAACCUCCUGUGACUUCAACCCAAUAAACCAGGGAUCAUCAACUCGAUUCAGCCGCAGGCCAAUUUUUUUAUUGAGCGGAUUGUCAGGAGACCGGAACGGAUUUUCAGGAGACCGGAACAUGAUUACAAAUAAUAUAAUAUUUGACUAAAUAAUUUCAAACCUUGCUUACAUUUGUAUACGAUCACAUACAGUAUAUCUAGGGUUGCAAAGGGAGGGUUUAUUACUGGAAACUUUCCAAGUUUACUAGUAAACUACCAACAUUUUCGUAUCUUUCAAGGAUUUUAUUGUAAUCUAUCACAAGACAUGUAGUGGCCUUUUUGGGUACUUCAGAUUAGUACUCUGGCCCUCUGUGUGGCCUUAUCACAUAGUUAUCACAAAAUAAUUAAAUAAGAUGAUAAAAAAUAUAUAUCGAAUGACAAAGCUAUAAACCAUCAACUUAGUGAAUAGCAUUUGUAUUUAAUAUGAAAUAUGAAAUAUGAAACAUGAAAUAUCCUUAGCACACCUUUAUUUAUUUUACUAUGUCAAUGUCAUUGUCUAUGUCAUUGUUGUCAAUGUUUUGGCAUCAAACUGGUGGCUUUGUGAAAAAAGUAAAUAGUUGGAAGAAUUGCAGAGUUAAUUGAAAAUAAUGCCAUUGUUGAUUAGAUGCUUUUUCAUUCAUUAGACCAUAUGUUCUAUCUACCAGAAACUCAUGGGCACAGAUAUAUAAAAAAUGAAUACUUUAUAUAAAUAAAUACAAUUAAGUUACUCAAGUAUAAAUUACCAAAGUUACGAUAGAUUACCAUAUAUUUUCUGGUAAUUACCAAAAUUACAGAAGAUUCCUGUAACUUUGGUAAAUGAACGGUAGCUUUUCAACCCUACAUAUAUCUCCUUUACAAUGUGUGGCAAUAAUUUGGAACAGAUUUCCAAAAUUAAAAUAACUUGGAGCUGAUUUGCUGAUGUUUUUACAAUCUUUUAUGUCCAACAAUAAAAAUUGCUCAGAAAUUUGCUUAGAAAACUUGGGGGGGGGCCAAAUAAAAUCAGUUGGAGAACCCCGCAAUAAACUGUUGAGAAGGGAUGUUUUCAGGGAAAAUGUGGGUCAGGUGUGGUACUGAACUCUAUCUCUUGAAGAUAGAGAUUCUUGACUUCCUCACAACUGAAUUCUGAUUUCAACUCUGUUGUCCAUCUAUUGUCUGUGUAUUUUAUAUAAUCUUAAUGCUGAUUAUUUUUUAUGUCCUGUGAUAUUAAAAACUACCAUUAUAUAGCAUACAAAUAUACAUCCAGUACAUGCACAAAAAUAAAACAAAUGUGUGCAAUGAAAUAUAUACUUUUUGAAUGAUUCUGAAAAUGUCUGAAAAAUGUCCCUCUUUCUCAGACGUCAUGGUGCUGAUUGCGUCCAUCUCUGUGCUGGCGGCGGGAACCCAGGGGAAUGUGUUUGCUACGUCGGCCAUCCGGAGUUUGAGGUUCCUGCAGAUCCUGCGCAUGAUCCGGAUGGACCGCCGCGGAGGCACCUGGAAACUCCUGGGAUCUGUCGUCUACGCUCACAGCAAGGUAAUCAAAGACCAGGGCUGGAUGGAGUGUGUGAUUGAUUGAUUGAUCUGAUGCCUGUACCUCGCCACCCCAAUCUGGCUCCUUGCCCGCAUUGCAGCAUGUUUCUAUAAAUCCAAUAUCUGGACUUGAGCUUCCGCAGACAAGUCAAGUCAACUAAUACCACAUGUCAAAUGUGUCGAUCCAAGUUAAUUGAUCACACAGCCAGCCGUAUGACAUUAACACUGACCCCUCCCUCUAACCAGAUUGAUUGACAGGCGACUUAAACAACCAUCUGUCAAAUAACAACUUCUGGGGACAUUACAUUACAGCUCUCAGAUUGUUCUAAUACAUCUACAGCACAGAAAACAACACACUCAUCAUCAAGCUCCCCACAGGGCGUGCUGUGACUGAUCUCGAACCCACUUUAACUAACUAGAUGUACCCUCCAAUUUAUCAAAGGCUCCUGAAGCUUGGGUAGCGUCCCAAAUGGCACCCUAUGCUCUAUGUAGUGCACUACUUUUGACCAGGGCCUAUAGGGCUCUGGUCAAAAGUAGUGCACUAUAUAGGAAAUAGGGUGCCAUUUGGGACAAACACUUGGCCUGAUAAAUGGAGCACUCUCAAUGGGGAAUUAAGUGUCUCCCAGUUUCUCCCAGAGUGGUUCCUUAAAUGUCUCCCAGUGAUGCAUAGCAACACAGUCCCCAUAGAGAGCCGGGGAGAAGAAGAGCAGAGAGCAGUGGAGUGUCUAAUGACGUCUCCUGGUAGAGAGGAGUGUCAGGGCAAAAUGGUUCAGGUCCUGAGUCUGACAGUUCAGAAGCCAAAGCGGCCAUGGACUAUCGAGUCUUAUUGGAUUUGGCUCGCCACACCGUUCCUGUCUUCUGCCUGCCUGUUGAGAUGGAACAGCUAGAUGGCUGUGCAGCCUUGUCAUGUUGCGAUAUAUUAACACUGAUAAAGGCAGUGUUUUUCUCCUGCAAGUUGAUAUUUAACAGAGCCUUGGGAUUGAGCAUAAGCAGAAUUCACUGAGGCAGGAGGUAGGGAGGAGGCUCUAACCCUACUUCUGACUUGGCUGAUAGCUACUUUAUUUAGGGAAAUUUGACUUACAGUUAGUGCAUUCAUCUUAAGAUAGCUACAGUGAGGGAAAAAAGUAUUUGAUCCCCUGCUGAUUUUGUACGUUUGCCCACUGACAACGAAAUGAUCAGUCUAUAAUUUUAAUGUUAGGUUUAUUUGAACAGUGAGAGACAGAAUAACAACAAAAAAAUCAAGAAAAACGCAUGUCAAAAAUGUUAUAAAUUGAUUUGCAUUUUAAUGAGGGAAAUAAGUAUUUGACCCCCUCUCAAUCAGAAAGAUUUCUGGCUCCCAGGUGUCUAUUAUACAGGUAACAGGCUGAGAUUAGGAGCACACUCUUAAAGGGAGUGCUCCUAAUCUCAGCUUGUUACCUGUAUAAAAGACACCUGGCCACAGAAGCAAUCAAUCAAUCAGAUUCCAAACUCUCCACCAUGGCAAAGACCAACGAGCUCUCCAAGGAUGUCAGGGACAAGAUUGUAGACCUACACAAGGCUGGAAUGGACUACAAGACCAUCGGCAAGCAGCUUGGUGAGAAGGUGACAACAGUUGGUGUGAUUAUUCGCAAAUGGAAGAAACACAAAAUAACUGUCAAUCUCCCUCGGCCUGGGGCUCCAUGCAAGAUCUCACCUUGUGGAGUUGCAAUGAUCAUGAGAACGGUGAGGAAUCAGCCCAGAACUACACGGGAGGAUCUUGUCAAUGAUCUCAAGGCAGCUGGGACCAUAGUCACGAAGAAAACAAUUGGUAACACACUACGCCGUGAAGGACUGAAAUCCUGCAGCGCCCGCAAGGUCCCCCUGCUCAAGAAAGCACAUAUACAGGCCCGUCUGAAGUUUGCCAAUGAACAUCUGAAUGAUUCAGAGGAGAACUGGGUGAAAGUGUUGUGGCACCAUGUACUGUCAAAUCUUGGGUGAGAACCUCCUUCCCUCAGCCAGGUCAAUGAAAAUGGGUCGUGGAUGGGUAUUCCAGCAUGACAAUGACCCAAAACACACGGCCAAGGCAACAAAGGAGUGGUUCAAGAAGAAGCACAUUAAUGUCCUGGAGUGGCCUAGCCAGUCUCCAGACCUUAUCCCAUAGAAAAUCUGUGGAGGGAGCUGAAGGUUCGAGUUGCCAAACGUCAGCCUCGAAACCUUAAUGACUUGGAGAAGAUCUGCAAAGAGGAGUGGGACAAAAUUCCUCCUGAGAUGUGUGCAAACCUGGUGGCCAACUACAAGAAACGUCUGACCUCUGUGAUUGCCAAAAAAGGUUUUGCCACCAAGUACUAAGUCAUGUUUUGCAGAGCGGUCAAAUACUUAUUUCCCUCAUUAAAAUGCAAAUCAAUUUAUAACAUUUUUGACAUGCGUUUGACUGGAUUUUGUUGAUGUUAUUCUGUCUCUCACUGUUCAAAUAAACCUACCAUUACAAUUAUAGACUGAUCAUGUCUUUGUCAGUGGGCAAACGUACAAAAUCAGCAGGGGAUCAAAUAAUUUUUUCCCUCACUGUAGGUGGGACAACCACAUAUCUUAUUCAUAGUAAGUCACUCUGGAUAAGACCGUCUGCUAAAAGACAAACAUGUAAAAUGUACAUUUAAAAAUGUACUGGUGCUCUGUUUACACUAAAUGCAUAUGGUUGAUAAUGUGUUUGAGAACGUUAUAAUACACUGUAUCUAUGUAGCAUCACACUUGUUUUUUUUUAGCAAAUAUGAGUCGUUUGUUCUAUAUCGAAGUCAAGAAGUGUGAACAAAAUUUAAUUUUUUGUUUACAUUUUAGAGUCAAAUAAAUGGUCGGGUUACUUGCAACAAAUGUAGCCUAUAUAAUCUGUCAAUGAACGACUCAUUCAUUGUGUCCUCACAAACUUGGUACAAAAUUCCAUGUGAAACAGCCCAGAAGGUAGAGGUCUGUUUAACUAAUCCUCCGUUUCUGUUCUAAACCAGCCAGGAGAAUAGGGAAGCUGUUGAAAAAGAAAAAUACUGUCCAUUUCUAUCUUUAACAAAUUUAUGCUUAUCAUGAAAAGCUUAUUUUUUGUUGUUUAAAUAUGCAUGAGUUGACAGACACCGCAUCCGCUGUUUGCUCAUUCAAUUUGGGGGUUUGGACAGUGAAUAAGAGUGGGUUAAAAUGGUAAGUUGGUUGUUAGUUACUGUCUAUUGUGUAAAGGGAGUUUCUCACUUUCAAAGAGGGCAUGCCAACCUAGGCUUCCACCCAUCCCCUUUGAAGAGGGGCAGGCGUCCCAGUGGAUUGUGUAGCCAACUAGGUUAUUUCCUCAUGCUGAUUGCAGCACCUGGACAAGGACAAAGUGGACCUGAUACUCUAUCUAUCCAGCACUGCAUCUUUUACUACCAGGCUAUAACCUGACACAUUUAUAGGGUACAACGUUCACUGGAUUGAAAAAAGCUUACGUUUCAAUGACUUUUCUGUGGUAAAAAAUCAGUAUUUGAUAAUAUCAGUGAAUAUAACAGUGAUACGAUGUUUUAACUACAUAAAUGAUAAUAUCUUGAUUGGCAUGAUAUGUUAUAGAAUGAAUAUACAUUGGCAUUGGGGACUCAUGUUGGUAACCCUUGGAGAUGUUGAACUGUCCUUUUAAACUUUCCAUAAAACUAGUAGUGUAAGAUACGGCUCUUCUGGCAGUACCUCACAUUUAUAAAUGGAACCACCAGUGUUGGGGAAGCUACUCUGAAAGAUAAUUUACCAAGCUACCAAUUACUUCACACUGAAAGCUACACUAAAGCUACCCUUAAGAAAAAUAUAUACUGAACAAAAAUAUAAACGCAACAUGUAAAAUGUUGGUACCAUGUUUCAUGAGCUGAAAUAAAAGAUCCCAGAAAUUUUCCAUAUGAACAAAAAGCUUAUAUCUCUCAAAUGUUGUGCACAAAUUUGUUUACAUCCCUGUGAGUGAGCAUUUCUCAUUUGCCAAGAUAAUCCAUCCACCUGACAGGUGUGGCAUAUCAAUAAUAAUAAUAUGCCAUUUAGCAGACGCUUUUAUCCAAAGCGACUUACAGUCAUGCGUGCAUAAAUUUUUUCGUGUAUGGGUGGUCCAGGGGUUCGAACCCACUACCUUGGCAUUACAAGCGCCGUGCUCUACCAGCUGAGCUACAGAGGACCACCAUAUCAAGAAGCUGAUUAAACAUCAUGAUCAUUACACAGGUGCACCUUGUGCUGGGGACAAUAAAAGGCCACUAAAAUGUGCAGUUUUGUGACACAACACAAUGCCACAGAUGUCUCAAAUUUUGAGGGUGCAUGCAAUUGGUAUGCUGAUUGCAGGAAUGUACACCUGAGCUGUUGCCAGAGAAUUUAAUGUUAAUUUCUCUACCAUAAGCCGCCCCCAACGUCAUUUUAGAGAAUUUGGCAGUAUGUCCAAUCGGCCUCACAACCGCAGACCAUGUGAAACCACGCCAGCCCAGGACCUCCACAUCCGGCUUUUUAACCUGCGGGAUCGUCUGAGACCAGCCACCCAGACAGCUGAUGAAACUGAGGAGUAUUUCGGUCUGUAAUAAAGCCCUUUUGUGGGGAAAAACUGGCUCCCCAGUGGGUGGGCUUGGCUCCCAAGUGGGUGGGACUAUGCUGCGUCCCUGCCCAGUCAGGUGAAGUCCAUAGAUUAGGGCUUAAUUUAUUUAUUUCAAUUGACUGAUUUCCUUAUAUGAACUGUAACUCAGUAAAAUCGUUGAAAUUGUUGCAUGUUGCGUUUAUAUUUUUGUUCAGUAAUAAUUUACUUAACUAAAGUUACUUUGAAAAAGUAGUUCACUACAUCCAAACUACUUGGUGAAAAAUCUGAAAUGGCAUAGACUACAAACUACAAGAACAGAUCACUUUGGGGUCAUAUGUUAACAAAAUGUGUCAUUUAACCUCUUAAACACAAAAACUAUGUUUUAAGUGAGAAUUGGGCAGGUCUAAUGCUGAAAAAGAAAGGAAAUUGUUGCCUAAGCAUAUACAACUUUUGCAAAAAAAGGUAGUGUGUAGUUCCAGUAUUUAGCUACACCACUACAUGGCAAAAAAAAGUAAUGAACUACUGAAAACACUACUUAGAUGUGAAUUUAGUUAAACUACCACCAAGCUGCUGGAAAAUGUAAUUAAAUUACUAGUUGAACUACAUGUAGUUCACUACUCCCUAACACUGGUAACCACAUUCACAUCCUUUAGUUUCAUACUUUUUGCAUCUGCCCGUUAGAGAGAGAGCCCAAUACAAUACUUUUUUAUUUUAAAAAUAAUAUUGCUUUUGUACUCUGGUCAUAAAAUAAAUAUGCAAAUAGCUGGCAUCUAUUCAUUUAAUAAAGCAAGUUUUCUCGCAAAGGUAAUAUUGCUUCGAUACUCUGACCUUGAAAUGAAUAUGCAGUUGCUGUAUUGUUUGCGUUCCUUUCUGACACCUUGACCUUUAACCUUUUGCAGGAGCUGAUCACGGCGUGGUACAUUGGCUUCCUCUGCCUCAUCCUGGCAUCCUUCCUGGUCUACCUGGCAGAGAAAGAGGACAAUGACCAGUUUGAGACCUACGCAGACGCACUGUGGUGGGGCCUGGUAAGUCACUCUGAGCCUGGUUCCACAUGUCCUUACAAACCAUACCCAGCAGUUGCUAAUAGGAGAAUGUCUGUCCCCACAAAACACUCAGCGGUUGCUAAUAAGAGAAUGUAUGUAUGUCCCCACAAAACACUCAGUGGUUGCUGAUAGGAGAAUGUAUGUAUGUCCCCACAAAACACUCAGCGGUUGCUAAUAAGAGAAUGUAUGUAUGUCCCCACAAAACACUCAGCGGUUGCUAAUAAGAGAAUGUCUGUAGGUCCCCACAAAACACUCAGCGGUUGCUAAUAAGAGAAUGUCUGUAGGUCCCCACAAAACACUCAGUGGUUGCUGAUAGGAGAAUGUAUGUACUGUAUGUCCCCACAAAACACUCAGCGGUUUCUAAUAGGAUACGUUUGUCAGGUCCCAACAAAACAUCCUGCACUUGUUUUAAACUGAAUUUGUGGACGUCCCCAUGAAAUAGCCAGUUCUUUAACAGCAACAUUUCAGUCACCACACCCAGCAUUUCUUAAUAGGAUAAUUUCUAUAGGUUCUUAUAAAACACCCAGUACUUGUGUGAACUGGGAAUCUAAAGGAAGAGGAGAUUAGUGUAAUUCAACCUUGGGACUUAACAUGACCGAUGGUAUCUUCUUAUGUCACCCUUCACGAGAGACGAUCUGAAUAACAGCCUCGGAGAAUGAUUGUCUUGUUACAUGUAACAGCUUUGUGUGAGAUGAAAAAACACUGUGAAUAUUGAUAACAGAGGUGUAAUUCAAGAUGUCUGCCAAUUGCCUUCUCAGAUCACCCUGACUACCAUUGGGUACGGAGACAAGUUUCCCAUAACGUGGAAUGGACGUCUUCUCGCCGCAACCUUCACCUUGAUUGGAGUAUCUUUCUUUGCACUUCCAGCAGUAAGACGCUUUUAUCCAAAGACAUGACUGAAGUAACUUAUUAAUGUGCACUGAAGAUACUCAGAAAAUGAGUGCCCAAAGCAUCUGCAAUUUGAUAGUCAAGUGUUACUCUGAAGUAAGAGUUCAUAAUAUAACUGUGAAUUAGUCAUGUUUUCCAGAGGCUUGUUGUUGUGACUAACGGCUUGUCUGUAUCUCUAAGGGUAUCUUGGGCUCUGGCUUUGCCUUGAAGGUCCAGGAGCAACAUCGACAAAAACACUUUGAGAAGAGGCGGAAUCCUGCGGCAGGGCUUAUUCAGGUAAAUAAACCAGGAGCGGGUAAGCUCUAAAAAACAACAUUUAGAGCGUUUUCACUCAAAUAUGGUAUCCUGGUGAUAUGGUAUCUUGGUGAUAUGUUAUCCUGUUGAUAUGGUAUCCUGGUGAUAUGGUAUCUUGGUGAUAUGGUAUCCUGGUGAUAUGGUAUCCUGGUGAUAUGGCAUCCUGGUGGUAUGGUAUCCUGGUGAUAUGGCAUCCCGGUGGUAUGGUAUCCUGGUGAUAUGGUAUCCUGGUGGGGUUCUAUAGACUCUGGGAUCCUGGGAAUUUCACAAAAUACUCUUUGCUUUCACAAUAAUGGAAAUUAACAGCUUCAGGGUACUCUUUCCAAGACAAACAUUCUACAUGACGUUCCCAUGCUAGCUUGUUCAAAUGUGGCAAAACGUUCCAUGUGGCAGGCACCUUGUCACAAUACCUGUUACUCUAGUCCUGGAUCCUGAACCAACUUCUCAGUCAACUACUAGAAUGAACACCAAACACUCCAAGAGCCCAAUCAGACAAUGAUGUGAAAACACCAAACACUCCAAGAGCCCAAUCAGACAAUGAUGUGAAAACACCAAACACAGGCCAGAGAAAGACAGCUUAGACAGUACACACACAGUGACACGGUUGAUAGAUAUCGGAGUGUGUGUUGCUUCUGCCAAGACAUAUGAGUAAUAGGGCUCACUUAGUAAUUCCCUUCUUGCUGUUCAUAUGUGCUUGGCUGUUUUGAAAUGCAUAUAGUGUACAAGCAAAGAUUUGUAUGAAAACAUAAAGGAAACGCUGUAUUCAUUACCUUCCUUUUAAAACCAUGCACUGCUCUCUCUCUCUCUCUCUCUUUCUAUUUCUCUCUCUCUAUGGCGCGCGAAGGCGCAGCUGAGGAGAGGGGGCAAGGGAGGAGGCAGACGGCAGCGAGCAGAGGGAGCGAUCGGAGGAGAGAGAAGAGAGCGAAUAUGGUGAGAGAGCGAAGGAGGAGGAGAGAGAGACGAGAGAGAGAGAGAGAGAGCGAGAGGAGAGGAGAGCUGCGAGAGAUAUCGCGAGAUGUUAGUCGCUCUCUCGAUCUAUCUCGAGCCUAUAUUCAUCUCUAUCUCUCUCUCUCUACUCUCUCUCUCUCGCUCCUCUUCUCGCUCGCUCCUCUCUCUCUCUCUCUCUCUCUCCUCUCUCUCUCACUCCUUUAUUUCAUCUCUCUCUCUCUCUUCUCGAGUUCAAUCUCCUCGCUCUCAAUUCAAUUCAAUUCAUUUCAAUUCAAUUAAGGGCUUUAUUGGCAUGGGAAACGUAUGUUAACAUUGCCAAAGCAAGUGAAGUAGAUAGUAAACAAAAGUGAAAUAAACAAUAAAUAUUAACAGUAAACAUUACACUCAGAAGUUCCAAAAGAAUAAAGACAUUUCAAAUGUCAUAUUAUGUAUAUAUACAGUGUUGUAACAAUGUACAAAUAGUUAAAGUACAAAUGGGAAAAUAAAUAAACAUAAAUAUGGGUUGUAUUUACGAUGGUGUUUGUUCUUCACUGGUUGCCCCUUUCUUGUGGCAACAGGUCACAAAUCUUGCUGAUGUGAUGGCACACUGUGGUAUUUCACCCAGUAGAUAAGGGAGUUUAUCAAAAUUGGGUUUGUUUUUUAAUUCUUUGUGGAUCUCUGUAAUCUGAGGGAAAUAUGUGUCUCUAAUUGUCACGAAUUCAGCCGAGGCUGCCCCUCCUCCUUGCUCGGGCAGGUUUCGGCGUCACCGGCUUACUAGCCACUACCGCUCCAUUUAUCAUCACUCCAUUUGUCUUGUCUUGUCUUGUCUUGUCAAUCACACACACCUGGUACUCAUUCCCUCAUUAGUCUGUGUAUAAGUGUUCCCUCUGCCCCCUUGUCCUUUGUGAGUGAUUGUUCAUUGUGAGAGUGAGUAGCUCGGUUGAGCUACUCUUUCCUUGUAUGUAGCCAAGGUGGAUUUUUUCCUUGUGCUAGUUUUGUUUUGACGCUUGCUGCGCUUUAUUCAUGUACACUGAAUAAACUCUGGAUUUCAGUGUUUUACCUCCUGCGCCUGACUCCGUCAUUCACACCUCAUCACAGAAUCACUCUCUAUAGAGUCAGCAGGAGAGGAGCGCAUGCCUGGAAUAGUGACAAGGGUCCAGGAACAUUCCACUAUGCUGGCCAGCUUGGGGGAAGCGAUGGAUCGGGUUCUUCAGGUCAUCCAAUGCCUGGAGAGAAGAGGAACCGAUCCGUCGAGACCAGCUGGCCAACCGGAUCCAGCCACCUACAUCACAGCACCUGGAGGGAUCCUGAUAUCUCGACCACGGGCGUUCGAUGGGACGCCGGCUCUAUGUCAGGGAUUCCUUCUCCAACUGGAGCUGUACUGCUCCAGUGUCAGGCCGGCGCCAUUAGAUUGAGAGCAGGUGUCCGUCCUCAUUUCCUGCCUCUCGGGGAAAGCCCUGGAGUGGGCCAAUGCGGUUUGAAGAGAAGGUGGAGCCGUGUUGGAGGACUACAGGGAGUUCGCCCGCCUAUUUCGGCAGCUGGUCCACUUGAGGCAGGGUACGAGGAUAGUACAGGAGUUCGCACUGGAGUUCCGGAUUCUGGCAGCAGGAUCCGGGUGGAACGAGUGGGCCCUGAUCAACCAGUUCCGGUGCCAUCUACGGGAGGACGUCCGACGGGAGCUAGCCUGCCGUGACACCAGUUUGUCUUUUACUGAACUGGUGGACAUGGCCAUUCGUCUGGAUAACCUGCUGGCAACCAGAGGACGUCCUGGAGGAGGUCUGCCCGUUCCCGCCCCGACCAACGCGGAUCCAGAGCUCAUGGAGCUGGGUGGUACCGCGCACCAAGAGAGCGGAAGACGACAGCGCCAGUGCCAAUCGGAUGGCACGAAGGGACAUAUCACCCCAGGUAUUGAGCACCCACACUUGUUCAUAGCCCUCUGCUGCGCACUGUACCAUACCCAUAUACUUCCCUGAUUACAUGAGAGUUCCCAAGUGUAAGGCGCUAGUAGAUUCAGGCACAGCUGGGAACUUUAUGGAUAAAACUUUCGCACGCCGCCAGGGCAUUUCAUUAGUCCCCUAUCCAUUCCACGCCCCAUCAGAGCACUCGAUAGUCGACCAUAGGGUCUGGGUUGAUAAAGGAAGUCACGGUACCAGUCACCAUGAUCACACAGGAGACACAUUGUGAGCAGGUCACUUUUUCCAUCAUUGAGUCUCCUGCUUUCCCUGUGGUGUUAGGUAUUCCGUGGCUAGCACUUCACAAUCCCACUUUCUCAUGGCCGCAGAGGGUUCUCACGGGGUGGUCGCGAGAGUGUCAGGGUAGGUGUCUGGGUGUUUCCGAUGGUGCAACCACGGUGGAAAGUGCAGACGGUGCCUCCACCAUGCGCAUUCCCCCCGAAUACCAUGAUCUGGCACAAGUUUUCUCCAAGAAUAAAGCAACUAAAUUGCCACCUCAUCGGGCGGGGGAUUGCGCAAUAAACCUUCGGGUAGACGCUGUACCUCCCAGGAGUCAUGUGUAUCCCCUGUCGCAGGCAGAGACUGAGGCUAUGGAGACAUACAGUGGGGGGAAACAAUUAUUUAGUCAGCCACCAAUUGUGCAAGUUCUCCCACUUAAAAAGAUGAGAGAGGCCUGUAAUUUUCAUCAUAGGUACACGUCAACUAUGACAGACAAAAUGAGGGAAAAAAAUUCAGAAAAUCACAUUGUAGGAUUUUUAAUGAAUUUAUUUGCAAAUUAUGGUGGAAAGUAAGUAUUUGGUCAAUAACAAAAGUUUCUCAAUACUUUGUUAUAUACCCUUUGUUGGCAAUGACACAGGUCAAACGUUUUCUGUAAGUCUUCACAAGGUUUUCACACACUGUUGCUGGUAUUUUGGCCCAUUCCUCCAUGCAGAUCUCUAGAGCAGUGAUGUUUUGGGGCUGUCGCUGGGCAACACGGACUUUCAACUCCCUCCAAAGAUCUUCUAUGGGGUUGAGAUCUGGAGACUGGCUAGGCCACUCCAGGACCUUGAAAUGCUUCUUACGAAGCCACUCCUUCGUUGCCCGGGCGGUGUGUUUGGGAUCAUUGUCAUGCUGAAAGACCCAGCCACGUUUCAUCUUCAAUGCCCUUGCUGAUGGAAGGAGGUUUUCACUCAAAAUCUCACGAUACAUGGCCCCAUUCAUUCUUUCCUUUACACGGAUCAGUCGUCCUGGUCCCUUUGCAGAAAAACAGCCCCAAAGCAUGAUGUUUCCACCCCCAUGCUUCACAGUAGGUAUGGUGUUCUUUGGAUGCAACUCAGCAUUCUUUGUCCUCCAAACACGACGAGUUGAGUUUUUACCAAAAAGUUCUAUUUUGGUUUCAUCUGACCAUAUGACAUUCUCCCAAUCCUCUUCUGGAUCAUCCAAAUGCACUCUAGCAAACUUCAGACGGGCCUGGACAUGUACUGGCUUAAGCAGGGGGACACGUCUGGCACUGCAGGAUUUGAGUCCCUGGCGGCGUAGUGUGUUACUGAUGGUAGGCUUUGUUACUUUGGUCCCAGCUCUCUGCAGGUCAUUCACUAGGUCCCCCCGUGUGGUUCUGGGAUUUUUGCUCACCGUUCUUGUGAUCAUUUUGACCCCAUGGGGUGAGAUCUUGCGUGGAGCCCCAGAUCGAGGGAGAUUAUCAGUGGUCUUGUAUGUCUUCCAUUUCCUAAUAAUUGCUCCCACAGUUGAUUUCUUCAAACCAAGCUGCUUACCUAUUGCAGAUUCAGUCUUCCCAGCCUGGUGCAGGUCUACAAUUUUGUUUCUGGUGUCCUUUGACAGCUCUUUGGUCUUGGCCAUAGUGGAGUUUGGAGUGUGACUGUUUGAGGUUGUGGACAGGUGUCUUUUAUACUGAUAACAAGUUCAAACAGGUGCCAUUAAUACAGGUAACGAGUGGAGGACAGAGGAGCCUCUUAAAGAAGUUACAGGUCUGUGAGAGCCAGAAAUCUUGCUUGUUUGUAGGUGACCAAAUACUUAUUUUCCACCAUAAUUAGCAAAUAAAUUCAUAAAAAAUUCUACAAUGUGAUUUUCGGGAAAAAAAAUUCUCAGUUUGUCUGUCAUAGUUGACGUGUACCUAUGAUAUAAAUUACAGGCCUCUCUCAUCUUUUUAAGUGGGUGAACUUGCCCAAUUGGUGGCUGACAACUUUUUUUCCCCACUGUACGUCACCGAGUCCUUGUGCCAGGGGUACAUACGUCCCUCCACUUCACCCGCCUCCUCGAGUUUAUUUUUUGUGAAGAAGAAAGACGGCGGUCUGCGCCCGUGAAUUGACUAUCGACCACUGAACAAGGAGACUAUUAGAUUUAAUUAUCCUCUCCCCCUCAUUCCAUCAGUGGUUGAGUCAUUGCAUGGAGCGCGCUUCUUCACUAAAUUAGAUCUCAGGAGUGCGUACAACCUGGUGCGUAUCCGAGAGGGAGAUGAGUGGAAGACAGCAUUCAGCACAACCACGGGGCAUUAUGAAUACCUGGUGAUGCCCUAUGGUUUGAUGAAUGCUCCCUCAGUCUUCCAGUCCUUUGUGAACGAGGUGUUUCGGGACAUGCUUGGUCGCGGUGUAGUGGUCUACAUCGAUGGCAUCUUGGUGUAUUCCGCUACGCGCGCCGAGCAUGUGUCCCUGGUUCGCAAAGUACUGGCCCGACUGUUGGAAAAUGACCUUUAUGCUAAGGCAGAAAAGUGUAUGUUUUUCCAGCAGUCCGUCUCCUUCCUCGGAGACCGCAUUACCACCUCAGGUGUGGAGAUGGAGGGAGACCGCAUUGCAGCCGUGUGUAAUUGGCCAACUCCAACCACGGUAAAGGAGGUGCAGUGCUUCCUUGGCUUCGCCAACUAUUAUCUGAGGUUUAUCCGGGGAUUUGGCAAGGUCGCAGCUCCCAUUACAUCUCUGUUGAAGGGUGGGCCGUCCUGGCUCCGCUGGUCUGCUGAGGCUGACAGGGCCUUCAGUAACCUGAGGGAACUGUUCACCUUGGCCCCGGUACUGGCCCACCCCGAUCCAUCACUACCGUUUGUAGUGGAGGUGGAUGCGUCCGAGGUUGGGAUGGGAGCAGUCCUGUCUCAACCCUCGGGCACGCCACCCAAGUGCGUUCUUCUCAAAGAAGCUCAGCCCGGUGGAGCAGAACUACGGCGUUGGUGAUCGGGAGCUGUUGGCUAUUGUCCGAGCUCUGACCAUGUGGAGACAUUGGCUCGAGGGGGCUAAACACCCAUUCCUCGUCUGGACAGACCACCGUAACCUGGAGUACAUCCGGGCAGUGAGGAGGCUGAAUCCUCACCAGGCCAGGUGGGCCCUAUUCUUCACCCGGUUUGAUUUCACACUGUCAUACAUUCCGGGUACGAAGAACGUGAAGGCAGACGCACUGUCCCAGCUGUAUAAUACAGAGGAGAGGCCCAGAGACAAUACCCCCAUACUGCCAGACUCAUGCAUUGUGGCGCUGGUAGUAUGGGCAAUGGACGCGGAUAUAGCGCAGGCAUUACGCACAGAUCCAUCUCCACCGCAGUGCGCCCAGUGUAAGGCACCUCCCAGCGGGUAAGUUAAAACCUUUAACAGUUCCACAACAACCAUGGUCUCAUUUGAGUGUUGAUUUUUUAAACUGAUCUGCCUCUCUCUCAAGGGAACACCACCAUCCUGGUCGUUGUGGACCGCUUUUCGAAGGCCUGCCGCCUCCUUCCUCUGCCCGGUCUCCCCACGGCUCUGCAAACUGUGGAGGCCCUGUUUACACAUGUCUUCCGGCACUACGGGGUACCAGAGGAUAUAGUGUCUGACCGGGGUCCCCAGUUCACGUCAAAAGUUUGUAAGGCGUUCAUGGAACGUCUGGGAGUCUCGGUCAGCCUGACCUCUGGGUUCCACCCUGAGAGUAAUGGGCAGGUGGAACGGGUAAAUCAGGAUGUGGGUAGGUUCCUGAGGUCCUAUUGCCAGGACUGGCCGGGGGAGUGGUCGGUGUUCCUGAGCCCGCGGUUUGUAGGGCCGUUCAAAGUCCUGAGGAGAAUCAACAAGGUCACAUAUAGGUUAUUACCCUCCCCUGAUUACCGUAUUAACCCCUCGUUUCAUGUAUCUCUCCUCAGGCCGGUGGUGGUUGGUCCGCUCCAGGAGUCUGAGGUGCGGGAGGUCCCUCCACCUCCUUUGGACAUCGAGGGGCGCCGGCGUACUCUGUCCGUUCCAUACUGGAUUUGAGGCGCCGGGUGGGGGGCCUUCAGUACCUCGUGGAGUGGGAAGGGUACGGUCCGGAGGAACGGUGCUGGGUCCUGGUGAGGGAUAUCCUCGAUCCCUCUCUGUUGAGUGACUUCCAUUGUCGCCAUCUGACUCGCCCUGCUCACCCGUCCUCCUGGCCGUCCCCGAGGCCGGUGUCGGCGCGCUGCUGGAGCUGCGCGUCAAGGGGGGGGGUACUGUCACGAAUUCAGCCGAGGCUGCCCCUCCUCCUUACUCGGGCAGGUUUAGGCGUUCGUUGUCACCGGCUUACUAGCCACUACCGCUCCAUUUAUCAUCACUCCAUUUGUCUUGUCUUGUCAAUCACACACACCUGGUACUCAUUCCCUCAUUAGUCUGUGUAUAAGUGUUCCCUCUGCCCCCUUGUCCUUUGAGUGAUUGUUCAUUGUGAGAGUGAGUAGCUCGGUUGAGCUACUCUUUCCUUGUAUGUAGACAAGGUGGAUUUUUCCCUUGUGCUAGUUUCGUUUUGACGCUUGCUGCGCUUUAUUCAUGUACACUGAAUAAACUCUGGAUUUCUGUGUUUUACCUCCUGCGCCUGACUCCGUCAUUCACACCUCAUCACACUAAUAUGGUCAUACAUUUGGCAGGAGGUUAGGAAGUGCAGCUCAGUUUCCACCUCAUUUUGUGGGCAGUGUGCACAUAGCCUGUCUUCUCUUGAGAGCCAGGUCUGCCUAUGGCAGCCUUUCUCAAUAGCAAGGCUAUGCUCACUGAGGCUGUACAUAGUCAAAGCUUUCCUUAAGAUUGGGUCAGUCACAGUGGUCAGGUAUUCUGCCACUGUGUACUCUCUGUUUAGGGCCAAAUAGCAUACUAGUUUGCUCAGUUUUUUUGUUAAUUCUUUCCAAUGUGUCAAGUAAUUAUCUUUUAGUUUUCUCAUGAUUUGGUUGGGUCUAAUUGUGUUGUCUCUCUCUCGCUCCUCUAUGUCAUCUCUCUCUCUCUCUCUCCUCAGGCCGCAUGGCGCUUCUAUGCCACUAAUCUCACCCGGCCAGACCUGGAGUCGACGUGGGAUUAUUACGAACGCACCGUAUCCUCACCGAUGUACAGGUAUUGAUAUAUAGUAAAUCAGCACCUAGAUUUAAAUUGGCCCCGUCUGCUCCUCUCCGGUGUCAGCUGAGACGGAUCCAGCUAUCGCUGCCUCCAUCGAUCCACCACUCUGACCUUUGCACAUUCCUUUCCCCUCUAUCUGAAGGUUAAUGAAGAUGUCUAAUCAGCAUCUAUGUAGAGGCUACGGGCCUGAUUGAUUGUUAUUGGUCCAAGUCAAUAGAAGUUUAGUUAUAGUAAUAACAAUCUGAAGGUUAAUGUAGAUGUCUAAUCAGGAUCUACAGGUAACUGCCAAAAUGAAAGAAACGCCAACAUAAAUUGUCUUAAUAGGGCGUUGGGCCACCAUGAGCCGCCAGAACAGCUUCAAUGCGCCUUGGUAUAGAUUCUACAAGUGUACAUUUCGUACUAAAUUCUGGCAUAUGUGGAGAUUGUAGGAUUUGCGUGUGGCACAAAUUAUUGGCAUUUAUCAAACUGUCGCACGCAACAUAUAUUCAUGUUUUCAUUGAGAAAUCAGAUACAUACUAUAUUUGUGGGUUCGUGAACGAGUGCUACAACCCCGCCUGGAAAACACCCUCCAUUCACCUGUUUAUGGUAACAAAACCACUAUCAUUUGCUGUAUGAUUUGGAGAUGUUGGAACUGGACUACGAUCGUUUCUAAAAGAAAUCGCAAUAGAAAAUUAGAUCACAAUUCUGUAGCGGUGUGGGCAGAAUGUUGCAGUGACUUUUUCAAAUAAAGAAUGCAUGCUGACUAGCGAGUGCCAAACACUGGCCGCGCAUUCUGAAAGAUUUAUCGUCCUUUCGAACUAUUUAAAAGUAAAUGCUACAGCCCACACUUCUAUGCAAAAUAAGAAUUGUUGUUCAAUAUUUUGUUUAUCAAUAGAAACAUAAUAAUCUAUCUCCUGCCUUGGUAUUGGCUCUGAGAUUAAAUAGGCUAGGCAAUGAUGUCACGCUUCAAUCUCACAGCAACACUGUAGCCUACCCAUACUGCCAAAGACUGUCAAGGCUACCGGUGUAUUUACUUUCAAGCAUGCUUGGCUAUUGAAUGAGCAACGGAUAAAUGGUAAACUAAUAUUUGUUGUUUAGCGGGAAUAAACCAGUCAUGUUAGAAAAGGAGAGACAUGUCCUGUAAUAUGAUUAUCAUUUAGACCUACAGUAAAUAGAUAUAUUAUAUGACAUGCUGCUAAGCAAUCUCCUUACCAACGGGCAAAUGGAUCUGUUUUAUCAUUAGGUCUAUGUUUUAAUGUUUUUAUUAGCCUACCCUUAUUAGAAUUCCUGUGCAUCAAACAUCUCCCAUUUCCCCCAAACAAACAAUAAGCCUAUUUGCCUGCAAUACAGUUGAUCAGCCUUCUACAAGUUGUGCCCAUGCAUGGUUUGAGGUUUGCGUGUAGAUAAAUACACUUUCCCAUCAAUUUAAACAUUUAUAUAUACCAACCUUUGCAGGAAAACUGGCACAUGCAAGGUUUAGUCUUUUUUGUGUGCACACAUCUUUGAUAAAUGAGGCCCGAGGUGACUGAGACACACACACACACACACACACACACACACACACACACACACACCCUUUAAACCCCCUAUGCUCCUGUAAGACCCCUCUUUCAAAGUCACUGAGAUCUCUUCUUCUAGCCAUGGUAACCAAAAUAAUAUUAUGGGAUGUUUUAAUUGUUUAAUUAACUCAGGAACCACCCCUGUGUGGAAGCACCUGCUUUCAAUAUACGUUGUAUCCCUCAUUUACUCAAGUGUUUCCUUUAUUUUGGCACUUACCUGAUAGAGGCUAAGGGCCCGAUGGAAUUUUUAGUCCAAGCCAAUAGACGAAUACCUCAUUAUAAUAAUAAAUGACAAAUAAUUUAUAUCCUAAGUGGCUCACAACAGCAGGUGCAUACAUUUUCGUAUCAUGGCGCCGUACUCUACCAACUGAACCACAGGACGUUUAUAUUACAUUACAUUUUACCACAUGGAUUCGUUUCAAAAGGAUGGUAUUUAUUAUAGAAAUGUACGUAUGAUAUAGUUCUAAAGGAAAUGUCAAGGUUUAAUGUGGUCUUUGUAUUUGUUUAUGGAAGAAAAACUGCACAAGCUCACUUCAUCCCACGAGAUCAUGUGUUGACAGACAGAGGUGGAUUGUCAUUAGCAAAAAUAGCUUUUUAUCUACGCCCCUUUCUGGUGUGGUUUUCCAAGGUGCUGCUUGUCUGGAAUAGUAGGGUACUCACUAGGAACCGAACAGAAUCAAACAAACCUAAACGGGGAGAGAAAAUCGGAACUAUCUGAAACUAGUUUCUAUUACAAAAAUACGAACCAGAAAACGUCAACACCAACCACCUGAGACUAAUUAUAAUACUUGCUUUUCGUUCUAGCCUGUAUGCAAAUUGUGAAAAUAAAUAAUUUAUGAGAUGCAAAUCACACCUACUUUAGCAGAUUUGGAAUGGGCGUCUUUGGAAUAUGUGAAACCACAGCUCCAAUCCCAUGUCGGGGUGUAACUGGUAUCAGUUUGGAUGUUUUGUUCCCUCUUUGACUUCAACAUAUUGCUCAGUAUUAGAUGGGUGCUGUUGCAGGCAGGCACUGACUGUGUUUUACGAUAAUUAUUUAUCUCAUGUCGUCAGGGUCUGGCAGUGCAAGCUUUUUGAUGUCCACCUAAAAUGUUUGAUUGAUGCCUGGCCUUUCCUGCUUUGUCAGAGAGGAGAAAUGCCACCUAGACCUUUACUUUAUGGAGCCCACCACACCAGUGACCUUAUAUUUCCAUUUCAUUUUACCCCCCACUCAAUGUCCGGUAACACAUGCUCACACACACACACAUGCACACCACACACACACACACACACACACACACACACACGGAAUAGCACAGACACACACAUGGCACAGCAUACCAUAAUGGACACAUACACACACACACACACACACACACACGUUGUGAGACAAAUAAAAAAGACUGACGCUUUCCCCUCUGUUCCGUUUCAAAUUCAAUUUGGAUGAAUUAUGGUUCACAAUUUCCGUUGGUUUGUAACAAUUUGGUGACAUUGACAUGCUUGCCAAAGCAUACUGUUUGUGUUUAGUUAUUUAUCUUAAUUUACUAGGCCAGAGGGAUAUACUACAACGCAGGAUCAAUGAGUUAGCCAGCUAACUUGCCUAAAUAUUCUGAAAUAACAUUACUUAUUUUUUUUGAAAGAUAAGCUUGAAAUGGGUAUGGUCUAAUUGUCUUAAUAAUCCAAAACACAUAUCGAAGUUUAGCUUUCUUAAUGAACCUGAAAAUCUGUAGCAAUUAGUUUUUGUAUAUCAAAGUUAGCUGGUUAACUCAUUGAACAUGAUUUGUAGUAUACCUCUUAGAUGUCUAGAUGUCUGACUUGAGAUUGAGUAUUGAUUGAUAGAGGGAAAAAUGCCUACCGGGGUGGGCCAUAUCUGGUUGUCGCAUGUUGGGCCAUAUCUGGUUGUCGCAUGUUGGGCCAUAUCUGGUUGUCGCAUGGUGGGCCAUAUCUGGUUGUCGCAUGGUGGGCCAUAUCUGGUUGUCGCAUGGUGGGCCAUAUCUGUCUGUCGCAUGUUGGGCCAUAUCUGGUUGUCGCAUGGUGGGCCAUAUCUGGUUGUCGCAUGGUGGGCCAUAUCUGUCUGUCGCAUGGUGGGCCAUAUCUGGUUGACGCAUGGUGGGCCAUAUCUGGUUGUCGCAUGGUGGGCCAUAUCUGGUUGUCGCAUGGUGGGCCAUAUCUGGUUGUCGCAUGGUGGGCCAUAUCUGGUUGUCGCAUGGUGGGCCAUAUCUGGUUGUCGCAUGGUGGGCCAUAUCUGGUUGUCGCAUGGUGGGCCAUAUCUGGUUGUCGCAUGGCGGGACAUAUCUGGUUGUCGCAUGGCGGGACAUAUCUGUCUGUCGCAUGGUGGGCCAUAUCUGGUUGUCGCAUGGUGGGACAUAUCUGGUUGUCGCAUGGUGGGCCAUAUCUGGUUGUCGCAUGGCGGGACAUAUCUGGUUGUCGCAUGGCGGGACAUAUCUGGUUGUCGCAUGGCGGGACAUAUCUGGUUCUCGCAUGGCGGGACAUAUCUGGUUGUCAUAUGGCGGGCCAUAUCUGGUUGUCACAUGGCGGGCCCAAGGCCAAAGGACUGGGUAUUUUUUACAUAAUCUGCAGAACAGGUUUCAUUGGAUACGGCAAGUCUUAGAUUAAAGUGUGCUAUGUGAUGUCUCAUAUGGAACAACAGGCUACUUCGAAAGUUGAGGGGUCUAAUUGGAUGCAAAGGCUGUAUGUCAACAGUGAAUUAUAAUUGAACAGAACAUUACGGAAGACAAGCAUCUAUUAUAAAAUGUUGGAAGAUGACUGAAUUGGAUAGUUAUUGCAGUUUUUUUAUAUUGUGUCAUAUAUUCUCUUAUCUGCAUUCUAAACAUGGAAGGAAAAUGCCAUCUUAGUUCUGGUUACAAGGCAAUUGAAAACGUCCUCCCAGAAUUCAAGCUUUUGGUAAGGAGAGGGAGGUACACAAAAUAAAGAAGGAAAUAUAUCGCCUACUACCCAUAGAUGGCACUGAUUGCAUCCUGAAUAAUAUAUACUGAGUGUAUAAAACAUUAGGAACACCGUCCUAAUAUUGAGUUGCACCCCUCUUUUGCCCUCAGAACAGCCUCAAUUCUUCAGGGCGUGGACGCUACAAGGUGUCGGAAGUGUUCCACAGGGAUGCUGGCCCAUGUUGACUGCAUUCUGUGAAGUGAAGCUGUGCUGUGGAAUGCUUUUUUCUGCUUCCCUGUAACACGACACGUCUUGUUUUUCUAAGUAGACUGAUCCCUCCGCUAAAUCAACUUGAUCUCCUAAGAAACCUGAAGAGCAAGUCGGGACUGUCAUUCAGGUCAGAAACAAUCUGAAUUCAUCACCUCCUAAAAUGCAAUUUGUCAUUAUAACAUUAUGGAAAAUAUAGCAUCAAUACAAUCAGACUUUUGCUUGAGAUUGACAGACUAUUGACAAUUGAAUGUGUGUGCAUUUGUGUGUGUUUCUGUUUUUGUGUUUGUUUGUGUGUGUGUGUGCAACUUUGUGUUUCCUGACCAAACAGAAAGGAAGCCCAAACGGAGCCCUCCCCAAGGUCAGUUUCAAAACAUUAUUUCACAACAACGUAAAAAAAAAUCUCCAACCCAAAUUUCCGGUUAGUUCCAAAGUGACCAGCAAGGUGACCAACUGCUUUGUAUACACGGGAUUCAUCCCAAAUAGCACCCUAUUCCCUAUAUACUGCACUACUUAGAAGUGCACUACAUAGGGAAUAGGGUGCCAUUUGGGAAGCAGACAAGGACACAUACAACAACACAGAGGCUUACUUACUGACACUCAUAUUAACCCAUCCAAUUCCUAACUAAUGAUGCAUGAUGGCUUGACAUCAAUGAGAACGUUAUUUAUGAGUGGGGGACAGUUGUGCCCUGACACUGUCCUCUGAUGGACUCCUGGCCAUGCUCAUAGGUAGUGCACGUGCUCAUAGGUAGUGCACGUGACCAUUCUCAUAGGUCGUGCAUGUGCUUACUCAGGCGAUUCAGUCAUAUGGCCACAGAUAUGUUGAGCUUGUGAAUGAGAAAAAGACAGGAUUAUGUGUUUCUGUUAGUGUUUUAGACAAGCCCAAUAAAAUGAGGAGAUUUAUUGAAAAACUUUAUUUGACUGAUUACUUACUGCCUAGUAAUUUAAAGAUGAUGAUACUCCAUUGACAAUAUUCACUUGGGGCCUUAAUGAAGGCAAUACCAAAACAUGGUAAACAACGAGUUACAUCAAUAGUAUCUGCUUACCAUAACUACAUAUAGGUCAGUUAGGUAAAUGAGAAUUUGCAUGAAUACACAGAAAAACACAGACUUGUAUUGCUGAAGUUGUAAUCACAGGACAUAACUCCUUUCAACAUCUUUUGACCCUCUGACCCCUUCCAGUCAGAAGGUCAGCCUGAAGGAGCGUGUGUUCUCCAGUCCCCGGAGCUCGGGGACCAAAGGGAAAGGUUCCCCCCAGGGCCCCAGCCAGGGCCAACCCAUCCGCCGGUCCCCCAGCGGAGACAACAGCAAUGAAGACAGCCCCAGCAAAGUGCCCAAGAGCUGGAGCUUCGGCGAACGCAGCCGGGCACGUCAAGCCUUCCGCAUCAAGGGAGCCACCUCGCGCCAAAACUCGGAAGGUAGGAGUACCUUAGUGUCUUUACACAAUGUGUUUCUGUGGUAUUUAAUAUGUUGAGUUUAGUCUAGCUUUUGAAUGAUGUGUUAUUCUUCAUGGCUUUAGUGUUGCAUCUUGGCAAUGGGUUUGUUGUGAUGUGAGCGUUCAGAUGGUACAACUAUUACCGUUGUAUUAUGUACUGUAUCUAUUGUGCCCAUUUUUUUGAUACUUUGCUCUCUAUUGUCUGUAGAAUCUGUGUUUCCUUGCUGUUUGGUUUAUUUGAAACCGACUUCGGACAGUACAAUUAGAGAAAGGCACAGUGUGGUGAUUAUGUUCUGCUGAUGUAGUUGAUAUAUAUAAAGUUAGGGGACAUCAAAGUUACAGAAAUUGUCAUAAUGCUACUUAAUGCUAUAAUAAGGGUUUGGUUAGCUACAUUACACUAUGGCAAGUUAUAACAAACAUUUGAACUGAUAAUGACAGCACCAUAACCACUGUCCUCGAUAUAGCUCUAUAAAACAGUUUCAUGUCGAACUCAUGAGUUCAUAACAAGUCUUAUAACAAUCCUAUUAGCAGUAUAUAUACUGAGUGUACAAAACAUUAGGAACACCUUCCUAAUAUUGAGUUGCAUCCCCUUUUGCCCUCAGAACAGCCUCAAUUCGUCGGGGCAUUUACUCUACAAGGUGUAGAAAGCCUUCCACAGGGAUGUUGGCCCAUGUUGACUCCAAUGCUUUCCACAGUUGUCAAGUUGGCUGGAUGUCCUUUGGGUGGUGAAAAACACAGCAGCGUUGCAGUUCUUGACACAAACCGGUGCGCCUGGCACCUACUACCCAUACUGUGUUCAAAGCCACUUAAAUCUUUUGUCUUGCACAUUCACCCUCUAAAUGGCACACAUACACAAUCCAUGUCUCAAGGCUUAAACAUUAUUCUUCAACCUGUCUCCUCCCCUUCAUCUACACUGAUUGAAGUGGAUUUACCAAGUUACAUCAAUAAGGGAUCAUAGCUUUCACCUGGAUUCACCUGGUCAGUCUAUGUCAUGGAAAGAGCAGGUGUUCUUAAUGUUUUGUCCACACAGUAUAUAGUAUUGGUAUGGUGACCACCUCUAUAUAGUGUUUAGAUAUUUAAGUGUUAAAGUGAUACUGCUAAUUAAUCGUAGAUAUUUAUCAUGAACAGCAUGGCAGCAUAUGUUUGAGCUAUAUGAGGUAUUUAUGUUAAACAUAUCCUGUCUGAGUAGUGUGUCUGUAUUGAUGCAAUUGUUGCUCUUGAUGAUGUUUUCUCUGUACCUUGACAGAAAACAUGCAUUUUAUGCAUGAUUGGCAAUACGCAAUCCUCAUCGAUUCCUUUUCGUUUCUUUGUUUGACGCUGUGCUAAAGUGCUGAUUGAGAUGCAGGAUGAAGAAUUCAGACACAAGAGCUCCCCAGGUCAGGCAAAGGGGGAGGGUUGUUGCACCAUCCCACGAUCAACACACCGAUAAACAAUAUAUAGAGGGACUCAUUGCCUAAUGUACAGAUAUGCAAUCAUGUUUUUGGUUUGGUAUGCUUUUUGGGCUGGUUCCCCAGACACAGAAGCCUAGUCCUGGACUAAAAAGCUCAAUGGAAAAUAUCCAUUAAAAGUGCUUUUAAAUCCAAGACUAGGUUUAAUCUGUGUCUGAGCAACCAGCCCUUCAUCUUUGAAAAAAGAUGAUGCCAUUUGACAAAUAGCUGUAAAGAGGUGAACAUACUGUAUAGUGCAGGAUAAAGUUGAUAUAUAUUUGCUGGCAUCACCUUCAUGUUUUCUGUUUGAUUGUCUUUUGUUUUUGAAUAUGACAUCAUAAAAACAUCUACCGGUACUUUGAAUACUAAUGAGAUGCUUGCUUGAGUUUCAUGUCUAAAUCAUCCCUCAAGUGUCAAAUUGAUUGUGUAGCUCAAUAAAGUAACUUUAAGAUGAUUUGGAAAUGAAAUUGGUCCAAAUCUGAUUUCAAACAUCAGUUUUGGUGAUCAACAUUUCUCAAAAUCUGACAAUAUUUAAUAUACAUUUUGGUUAAAACAAUUUCCUAAAGUCAUUAUAUGGAGUAAAAUUAGUGUCAAAAAGACAAGUGUGCAUAUCAGUCUCUCAUGGAUUUCAGUCUCAUGCCAUUAGAUGAUAACUGUGGCCAAACUAUUGGUCUCAAUUGCAGCAAUCAUUUAAUAGCAUGCUUAAUAGAUCAUAUAAACCCAGUAACAAGCUAUAAAAAUCUAUGUCAGUUUAUGAUGAUGACUGUUACUGACAUCUUUUGAUAUUUCCGUUAUGUCAUGCAAAUUAUUAGCCUAGGAAAACAGAGCUCUUCAGUUUGGAUUCCCAGGCUUCAGUUUGGAUUCCCAGGCUAUCAAACACAUAAUGCCUCUAUAACAUGAUCAUGACAUAAAUCAUAGUGAUAUAAAAUGAUGGCAUAAAACCUGUCAUGAUAUGUCAUUACGGUUACACAAAGUGACAUAACACUGUUACAAAGCAAGUAUGACAUGUACAUUUCACCACUUCAUAAUGCCCACUUGGCUUACAUGUCAUGGUAUACUGUAGCAGGCCCUAUGCCGUUCCUAUAGCAGGCCCUAUGCCGUUCCUAUGGCAGCCUUAUGAAGGCGCUAUGAUGCUGCGUUUACUGAUUUCCACUGCCCAUAGCUUUAAUGCAGCAACAGUUUAAAAUUUUGCACACCUUUUUUUAAACCAGUGAUGCUACAUUCUUACAUGUUAAAUAGCGCAGUUUUGAGAGAAAUUAUCGGUAGAUAUGAUAAAAUAAAUACUUUAUGACAAAACCUACAAAUAUUUUUAAUCUGAAAGGUUGUAACACUAUUCACAUAAUAUGUUCAAGUAUGUGACAUUAGAUUGAUCCUUCCUUUGGGGGAAGACAUUAAUCUACUGAUUUGGCACUGUUCGACUAUUGUACAGUGCUAUUGUACAAUAUCUUGUCAUACAGUGCCUUGCAAAAGUAUUCAUCCCCCUUGGCGUUUUUCCUAUUUUGUUGCAUUACAACCUGUAAUUUAAAUGGAUUUUUAUUUGGAUUUCAUGUAAUGGACAUUGGUGAAGUGAAAUGAAAAAAAUAACUGCUUUCAAAAGAUUCUAAAAAAUAAAUAACGGAAAAGUGGUGCGUGCAUAUGUAUUCACCCCCUUUGCUAUGAAGCCCCUAAAUAAGAUCUGGUGCAACCAAUUACCUUCACAAGUCACAUAAUUAGUUAAAUAAAGUCCACCUGUGUGCUAUCUAAGUGUCACAUGAUCUCAGUAUAUACACACCUGUUCUGAAAGGCUCCAGAGUCUGCAACACCACUAAGCAAGGGGCACCACCAAGCAAGCAGCACCAUGAAGACCAAGGAGCUCUCCAAACAGGUCAGGUACAAAGUUGUGGAGAAGUACAGAUCACGGUUGGGUUAUAAAAAAAUAUCAGAAACUUUGAACAUCCCACGGAGCACCAUUUAAAUCCAUUAUUAAUAAAUGGAAAGAAUAUGGCACCACAACCAACCUGCCAAGAGGGGGCCGCCCACCAAAACUCACGGACCAGGCAAGGAGGGCAUUAAUCAGAGAGGCAACAAAGAGACCAAAGAUAACCUUGAAGGAGCUGCAAAGCUCCACUGCGGAGAUUGGAGUAUCUGUCCAUAGGACCACUUUAAGCCGUACACUCCACAGAGCUGGGCUUUAUGGAAGAGUGGCCAGAAAAAAGCCAUUGCUUAAAGAAAAAAAUAAGCAAACAUGUUUGGUGUUUGCCAAAAGGCAUGUGAGAGACUCCCCAAACAUAUGGAAGAAGGUACUCUGGUCAGAUGAGUCUAAAAUGUAGCUUUUUGGCCAUUAAGGAAAACACUAUGUCUGGCGCAAACCCAACACCUCUCAUCAUCCCAAGAACACCAUCCCCACAGUGAAGCAUGGUGGUGGCAGCAUCAUGCUGUGGGGAUGUUUUUCAUCGGCAGGGACUGGGAAACUGGUCAGAAUUGAAGGAAUGAUGGAUGGGGCUAAAUAAAGGGAAAUUCUUGAGGGAAACCUGUUUCAGUCUUCCAGAGAUUUGAGACUGGGGCGGAGGUUCACCUUACAGCAGGACAAUGACCCUAAGCAUACUGCUAAAGCAACACUUGAGUGGUUUAAGGGGAAACAUUUAAAUGUCUUGGAAAGGCCUAGUCAAAGCCCAGACCUCAAUCCAAUUGAGAAUCUGUGGUAUGACUUAAAUAUUGCUGUACACCAGCGGAACCCAUCCAACUUGAAGGAGCUGGAGCAGUUUUGCCUUGAAGAAUGGGCAAAAAUCCCAGUGGCUAGAUGUGCCAAGCUUAUAGAGACAUACCCCAAGAGACUUGCAGCUGUAAUUGCUGCAAAAGGUGGCUCUAAAAAGGUGGCAUUGUAUUUGGGAGGUUGAAGAGUUAUGCACGCUCAAGGUUUCUGUUUUUUUUGUCUUAUUUCUUGUUUGUUUCACCCAAAAAAAGAUUUUGCAUCUUCAAAGUGGUAGGCAUGUUGUGUAAAUCAAAUGAUACAAACCCCCCCAAAAAACUAAUUUAAUUCCAGGUUGUAAGGCAACAAAAUAGAAAAAAUGCCAAGGGGGGUGAAUACUUUCGGAAGCCAUUGUAUGUGAGCAGUGGAAUAAGCUCAAAAUCGGACCGAUAUAUAGCAAUUUGUAUAGUGCUGAAAAAGUUAGCAGAUUUCCAGAAUUGUAUCAGUUGGGUCAUGCUCAUGUGUAGCCAUAGCUUAAACGGCUUUGGAACCCUGAUUUUCAGAGAGUGACAUUUUGAUUGAGUUUGCUAGCUAGCUUAUUGUAUAUACAAUGCAGAUUUCCACAGCAUUAUCACUGGUUGCUGCAUUGCAGUGUAGGGUUUUUUACUGUCAAAUUACAAUUUUAUCACAACAUGCCCUUUCACAAUUUUGAGGUACAAUAAGUGACUGCAACUAGUAUGACAAUCUUGGUAACACUUUCUAUGAAUACCCUAUUCAUAAAGCAUUUUUAACCCCUUAUGAAGUAUAGGCACUAUAGAUGUGCUUAUAAUGCGUUAUGAAGAUGGUAUUUGUAGGGAUUGGUAGCAAAAUCUUUGUAUUAUUUUUAUUUAGAAAUUCAGUAUUCAUAAAAGCAUUUUUCUAUUUUUUAAUUUUUUUUAAUGAUUGGUUGUUGGAUAAUGUUCAAUGGAUGCCAAAGGAUAAUUUUCAGAGAUCAGAGAUUUAAAAAAAAAAAGUGAUACAUGUUUUAUAUGGUUGAUAUCCCCAUAUUAUGUAGAUAAGCAGUGCUCCUCCUCUUUUCUAAUUAUGUAAAUGAAUAUGCCCACUGCUUUAUUAUGACAUCACAAUAUGGGAACUGUUGACUGAAUGAAAUCAACAUGAUUAAAGUAGCACCUUAAUUGAAUUGUUGGUUUCCCAAAAUUGAUUAUUUAAUCAGGCCGAUCUCAUGAUCCUGAAAUAGUUUUCUUGAUGCAUAAAUAAUGUAAACGUUGAACAGUUAACACAUACGAAAUGUUAUUUGAAUGCACUAUCCAGAAUGGUUAGUUUACUUGAUGACAUGAAUUUGCCUCCAUAUUUACAGUGAGGGAAAAAAGUAUUUGAUCCCCUGCUGAUUUUGUACGUUUGCCCACUGACAAAGUAAUGAUCAGUCUAUAAUUUUAAUGGUAGGUUUAUUUGAACAGUGAGAGACAGAAUAACAACAAAAAAUUUCAGAAAAACGCAUGUAAGAAAUGUUAUAAAUUGAUUUGCAUUUUAAUGAGGGAAAUAAGUAUUUGACCCCCUCUCAAUCAGAAAGGUUUCUGGCUCCCAGGUGUCUUUUAUACAGGUAACAAGCUGAGAUUAGGAGCACACUCUUAAAGGGAAUGCUCCUAAUCUCAGCUUGUUACCUGUAUAAAAGACACCUGUCCACAGAGGCAAUCAAUCAAUCAGAUUCCAAACUCUCCACCAUGGCCAAGACCAAAGAGCUCUCCAAGGAUGUCAGGGACAAGAUUGUAGACCUACACAAGGCUGGAAUGGGCUACAAGACCAUCGCCAAGCAGCUUGGUGAGAAGGUGACAACAGUUGGUGCGAUUAUUCGCAAAUGGAAGAAACACAAAAUAACUGUCAGUCUCCCUCGGCCUGGGGCUCCAUGCAAGAUCUCACCUCGUGGAGUUGCAAUGAUCAUGAGAACGGUGAGGAAUCAGCCCAGAACUACACGGGAGGAUCUUGUCAAUGAUCUCAAGGCAGCUGGGACCAUAGUCACCAAGAAAACAAUUGGUAACACACUACGCCGUGAAGGACUGAAAUCCUGCAGCGCCUGCAAGAUGUGUGCAAACCUGGUGGCCAACUACAAGAAACGUCUGACCUCUGUGAUUGCCAACAAGGGUUUUGCCAGUCAUGUUUUGCAGAGGGGUCAAAUACUUAUUUCCCUCAUUAAAAUGCAAAUCAAUUAAUAACAUUUUUGAAUUUUUUUUGUUGUUAUUCUGUCUCUCACUGUUCAAAUAAACCUACCAUUAAAAUUAUAGACUGAUCAUCUCUUUGUCAGUGGGCAAACGUACAAAAUCAGCAGGGGAUCAAAUACUUUUCCCCUCACUGUAUCAGUUUCUAUUUAGAUCCUGGAUUUGAGUGGAAAUGGUAUAUUCUUCUCCUGAAGGUACAAUACAGCAACAAUGUACAUUAAUUAAGAGGUUGCUAUGAGUAAAAACUCCCUAUUUCUAGCAUGCAUUUGCAAUUUCAAUUAUUUCCAAAUGUUCUUCCCUGCCCGUUUGUAAUAAGUGGAGCAAAUAAUACAGUCUAAUCUCCUAAUCUCUCAGUCCUAGUGCGGAAUCAAGCUUCUUGUUGCUGCAGUCCUUUUCCUCUUCAGUCAAUUCCACUAAUUACUGUACCUAACUACAUUUAAGGGAUUCCCAUCAUUUUUACUUAUCAUGCCUCCUCUUCACAAUGCAGAUCUGGAAAUACCCAACAGUCCUGCAUUGUACCUUCAGAGAGGUUGUGUAAUACAUGACAAGAUACCCAACUGAAUAUCACCACUGCCCUCUGGUUCUUUUACAUCAUAUUGUAUUUCAGUUCCUAAUAAGCCUGUGUUUGUUCAUUCCCCCCCCCCCACACACUAUUUAACCAGCUUUAAUGUAUUGUAUUUUCCUCCUCUCCACCUCCUUUGCAGCAAUGGAGGGGUUAAUCAGUAAGAAAACAUCCCAUGUCUGCUAGGGGGAUGGCCACCAGAUCAAAGCAAAUAGCAACGACUGUUUAUAUGAUAGAAGCAAAAGAAUGCAUGCCCAACUCUAAGACCCAUUCCAUGAGCACAGUAGUGGGCGGGUCCCAUCAUUUCCGUAAUAGCCCACUCCAACUCCUAGCAAGCAGCCCAAAAGCCAUGCACUCAACUCAAAAUGGCUGCCGCUGUUGCAUUCUAACCUGCAUGAAGGAAGCCGUCCAAUCUCACGGAGUCAGUCAGUCUUAGGCGCCCACUAUGGGCCCUUAAACACAGCACUACAGAACAGUGACACUUGUUCCCCUCCCUCCCCUUAAAAUGGAAGCCAUGUUGGGGAAGAUGUGUUGCAGUUUCAUGGCUCUGUAGUUUGGUUGGCAUUAGGAGCACAAUGUUUUUAGCUGUUGGAGUGAAACUGGGAUAGGUCAAUGCUGUGGCCCAAAAAUAUUGACACCUUCAUAAGGCAAGUUCAAGCUCAAUUUUUUUUGUCAAUACAGACAUCUGCUUUAUAUUUAUUGAGUUCCAAGUUCACACAGACGUACAGUACUUGAUUAUAGUAGAUAGUCAUACUAGAUACUCAUACAAGAUACAUACUACAUAGAUACACAGAACCACAGAAAAACAAAGCCACUGGCACACCAUAAAAACAUUAUGGUCUUAAAAAGAGAGAAAUCUACUGUAUACCCUUUCAAAUACAACACCAACAUUGAAAUAUAUAGGAAGAUAUUUUCUCAGCCCUUUCACCAGUGCAGUCUGAACCUCCCACUGAUGCAAAUUACCAACUUGAGUCUGACCUUUUAGAGCCCCAAAAUAGAAAACCAAUCCAUUACAAUAAUUGAAAGUGAAAUGUGUGACUGCACAAGCCAAUAUCCACACUCCUCUGCUCCUGCCUUCCAGUCAAACGGACAGUAAGUGCAGUGACUCAGCCUCACAUAGAAAAGUUUGAUACAGAAAGGAGUAUCAGAAAUGUUUGAUGCUAAAUAUAAUGAAUGAUAUACAGUACGGCCGGUUUACACUGGUAUACUGUUGCACUGUUUCCACUAUUAAUUUAGUUCAAGAUAUAGAAAGAUAAUUUGAUCACAGAGUUAGCUGUCCUGCUAUAGCUUGUUUAUAGCUGCUUAUUGAGCAUCCAUGUUUUGUACUGUAGAUAUUUUUGGGCCACCCCACCCCCCCUCUUUUCCUUUACCUUGUCCUGCAUUGGCCAAUGAGAUGAACCGACACUGCCAUUAACCUGCCCUCGAUUUGACCCGGCUCCCAAUCCCACACUGUAACCCUGGGCUGUGCAAGUUAAUGGCCGUGCCUCGCCUUCGCUUGGUUCCAUGCAGACUGACAUCAUAAAAGAUGGAAUGAGAGUGCAGAUGACAGCUCAGCCUUUCCAUCCACCCCGACAGCUCAGCCUUUCCAUCCACCCCAACCCACAGGAACACGCUAACACAGGAGCUCUCAUGUGCUUGUUGUGUUUCGUAGAAGCCAGCCUCCCUGGUGAGGACAUAGCGGACGACAAUAAGAGCUGCCACUGUGAGUUUGUCCCUCAGGACUUAACUCCCGGACUCAAGGUCUCCAUCAGGGCCAUUUGGUAAGCCAAGACAAGUGUUGUCUUUCAGAGUGGGUCUGGCUCAGUUCUAGUGUUGCAAAAUGUCUAACUUUCCCAAAAUUCCCAGGGUUUCCAGAAAUCCUGAUUGGUGGAUUCCAUAUUUCCUGCUUACUCACUCCUGAUUCUGGGACUCUUUCAACUGGUAUUUCUGGAAACCCUGGGAAUUUUGGGAAAGAUACAGAAAUUACUGUAAUUUUGCAAUCCUAGUCAGGUCACAAUCUCAAUCUGUAUUUUUUUUAAAAUCUGUAUUAUUUUUCAGUCCUGCACUAGUAUACUCAAUCUGGGGAAAUCGGUUUACACUGUUAUACAGACAUGUAUAAAGUUGAUUAAGAAUUCUCAUGCCCCACAUAAUUCCCCCCAACGCUAGUAGAAUGACCAUACAUCUAUGAAAUGUCCCCUUGAGGUUGUGUUCAUAUCUGAAACAUCUCUCUCUCCUCAGCAUUAUGAGGUUCAUGGUCUCCAAGAGGAAGUUCAAAGAGAGCCUGCGGCCAUACGACGUGAUGGAUGUCAUAGAGCAGUAUUCAGCCGGCCACUUAGACAUGCUGGCCCGCAUCAAAAACCUCCAGUCCAGGCAAGAUACCCUCCCUCUCUCUUUCUAUCUCGCUCUUAGUCUCUCUCUCUGAAACCAGUCUUUUGCCACUCUUUUAGAUCCCUGGGUACAGCACUCAAUAAGAACGUUAGGUUACAGUUACACUGCAUGCCUUGUUGUGUCCUCCUGUUUUUAAUGUCCAUAAUGUCUGUUUUCUCUAGUGAUGUCUGUCCUCUGUAGUGAUGUCUGUUCUCUGUAGUGAUGUCUGUUCUCUCUAGUGAUGUCUGUACUCUGUAGUGAUGUCUGUUCUCUCUAGUGAUGUCUGUACUCUGUAGUGAUGUCUGUUCUCUCUAGUGAUGUCUGUUCUCUCUAGUGAUGAAUGUUCUCUGUAGUGAUGUCUGUUCUCUAUUGUUAAUCUCCCGAGUGGCGCAGUGGUGUAAGGCACUGCAUCGCAGUGCUAGCUGUGCCACUAGAGAUCCUGGUUCGAAUCCAGGCUCUGUCGUAGCCGGCCGCGACCGGGAGACCCAUGGGGCGGCGCACAAUUGGCCUAGCGUCGUCCACGGUAGGGGAUGGAAUGGCCGGCAGGGAUGUAGCUCAGUUGGUAGAGCAUGGCGUUUGCAACGCCAGGGUUGUGGGUUUGAUUCCCACGGGGGGCCAGUAUGAAAAAUACAAAAAAGAAUGUAUGCACUCACUAACUGUAAGUCGCUCUGGAUAAGAGCGUCUGCUAAAUGACUAAAAUGUAAAUGUAAUGUAUUUUCCCUGUAGUGAUGUCUGUUCUCUGUAGUGAUGUCUGUUCUCUCUAGUGAUGUCUGUUCUCUCUAGUGAUGUCUGUUCUCUCUAGUGAUGUCUGUUCUCUCUAGUGAUGUCUGUUCUCUGUAGUGAUGUCUGUUCUCUGUAGUGAUGUUUGUUCUCUCUAGUGAUGUCUGUUCUCUCUAGUGAUGUCUGUUCUCUCUAGUGAUGUCUGUUCUCUCUAGUGAUGUCUGUUCUCUGUAGUGAUGACUGUUCUCUGUAGUGAUGUCUGUUCUCUGUAGUGAUGUCUGUCAUCUGUAGUGAUGUCUGUCCUCUCUAGUGAUGUCUGUUCUCUCUAGUGAUAUCUGUUCUCUGUAGUGAUGUCUGUUCUCUGUAGUGAUGUCUGUUCUCUGUAGUGAUGUCUGUUCUCUGUAGUGAUGUCUGUUCCCUGUAGUGAUGUCUGUCCUCUGUAGUGAUGUCUGUCCUCUGUAGUAAUGUCUGUUCUCUGUAGUGAUGUCUGUCCUCUGUAGUGAUGUCUGUCCUCUGUAGUGAUGUCUGUACUCUGUAGUGAUGUCUGUACUCUGUAGUGAUGUCUGUUCUCUCUAGUGAUGUCUGUUCUCUUUAGUGAUGUCUGUUCUCUCUAGUGAUGUCUGUUCUCUGUAGUGAUGUCUGUUCUCUGUAGUGAUGUUUGUUCUCUCUAGUGAUGUCUGUUCUCUCUAGUGAUGUCUGUUCUCUCUAGUGAUGUCUGUUCUCUCUAGUGAUGUCUGUUCUCUGUAGUGAUGACUGUUCUCUGUAGUGAUGUCUGUUCUCUGUAGUGAUGUCUGUCAUCUGUAGUGAUGUCUGUCCUCUCUAGUGAUGUCUGUUCUCUCUAGUGAUAUCUGUUCUCUGUAGUGAUGUCUGUUCUCUGUAGUGAUGUCUGUUCUCUGUAGUGAUGUCUAUUCUCUGUAGUGAUGUCUGUUCUCUGUAGUGAUGUCUAUUCUCUGUAGUGAUGUCUGUUCUCUGUAGUGAUGUCUGUUCCCUGUAGUGAUGUCUGUCCUCUGUAGUGAUGUCUGUCCUCUGUAGUGAUGUCUGUCCUCUGUAGUGAUGUCUGUCCUCUGUAGUAAUGUCUGUUCUCUGUAGUGAUGUCUGUCCUCUGUAGUGAUGUCUGUCCUCUGUAGUGAUGUCUGUACUCUGUAGUGAUGUCUGUUCCCUGUAGUGAUGUCUAUUCUCUGUAGUGAUGUCUGUUCUCUGUAGUGAUGUCUGUUCCCUGUAGUGAUGUCUGUCCUCUGUAGUGAUGUCUGUCCUCUGUAGUGAUGUCUGUCCUCUGUAGUGAUGUCUGUCCUCUGUAGUAAUGUCUGUUCUCUGUAGUGAUGUCUGUCCUCUGUAGUGAUGUCUGUCCUCUGUAGUGAUGUCUGUACUCUGUAGUGAUGUCUGUUCCCUUUAGUGAUGUCUGUCCACUGUAGUGAUGUCUGUCCCUUUUAGUGAUGUCUGUCCUCUGAAGUGAUGUCUGUUCUCUCUAGUGAUGUGUUCACACACCAUUCACCUGUGUGUCACUCCGCAAUGUAGGAGAUUAGAGUACGCUGUCAAAUAAUGUUGCCUUCUGCCAGGGAGGCCAUCUUGUUCGGUAGUGUUUGCAAAGGUAUCCACCUACACUCAUAUCUAUUGUUACCUUUAUUUAACCAGGUAGGUUACUGAGAACACAUUACAAUACCAACCUGACUAAUCUAGGGUUACCUUUAUUUAACCAGGUAGGUUACUGAGAACACAUUACAAUACCAACCUGACUAAUCUAGGGUUACCUUUAUUUAACCAGGUAGGUUACAGAGAACACAUUUCAGGAAUCAGAGGAUGAUCGACAAUUCAUGAUAUUCCCGAGUCCCACCAACAUCACGGUAUAGGCUACUGUACCCCAAUAAUGACAAGAGAAGAUAGCGGAUUCAGUGAAUCAGUCAAGUGUGAGUUUUAGUUCACGAAAGGGAAGUUGUUAAUGGUAAGUGUCUGUUAUAGAUAACAUAAGGUCAUAUCCUAAGCAUUCAGCAUUCAGUCUCAUCUCAGGGGCAACGUUAUCGAAUAAGUACAACAUAUGUUGUGAGUUUACUAAUGGUACCACAUGUAUGUAAAUAUAUUCCUACUUAGAAUAUUAUUUUUUUAUAUCAAAAUUACCUCACUAUUCUUUGAAAUGAUGGCUUCACUGUCAUAUCAUACAGCUAUAGUCUGUGAUUAUUUUACCAAAUGAAAAACAUCCAUUUGGAAAAUUUGUUUUGGAAAAUACGUUUGGAAUAUAUUUUCACUUAUUUGUCCUUGUCUUUUGUCUCCUGGUUCUGUUGUUUUGGUUUCGUUAAUUUCAUGUGCGCUCGUCGGACUGGUCCGUGUUGCGCCGUCAUCCUGCAUUGUGGAUGUGUCUUCUCUAUUCACUCUGCCAGGAUAGAUAUGAUUGUUGGUCCCCAUGGACCUUCAACUCCCCGCCUUAAGAAGUAUUCAUCUGAUGGACCCAAAGAGUCACCCAAAUACUCUCCUAGGUUAGCCCUCACCAGACUGCCUCUCUCUCAUCAAGAGCUUCUUAUGAGUUCCUUAUCUAUUCUGUUGACAAGCAGCGGAAACCUUUUUUUGGCUCGGCCUACUGUAUGUGACAGCAUGUGACUAGCGGUGUCUAUAAAGCGGUGUGAUGCAGUGACUUGAUCAAAGUGGCAAACAUCUUGCUGCAAGCAGCAAUUAAUGAGUUAUUCUCAGUAAAUAACUACUCAAACUCAUUGAGUCAUAUUAUCUCUUUGAGUGCUGAUCAGCUGAAUACAUAGUGUAUAACGUGUGCCAUUUUUCUAUUCUCAUUUUUCUUGCACUAUACUGCAUAGAUUUUACUAGAGAAUUAACAAAAGUAGAAUGACAGAAAAUAAGACUAACUUGGUUUAUCCAAUAGUUAAGAAUAUGGUAAAUGUUCCCGUAGGACAUAGGAGAAGCUCAUAUAGGUAAGUAGUCAAGUCAAGUAGCCGAACAAAAAAGGGUUGAGCUGAAUCGCCUGCAAUGCAUUGACAAUGAAGAGCUUAUACAUAAAAAUAGCGAAAUUCAGCUACUGCCAAUGACCUAUGAGGCGACUAUGAACAAUAUAGUAUGUUCUUCGGUUUUGGAUGCAUGUUGGCAUGAGGCAUAUUGAAGCAUGCCACGUGAUGCACAAUGUCCAUUUCAGAAGUUUGCAUAGUUUUCUAAUCUUGCCCACUUGGGACGGUUGGGAAAUUGGUAAACAUGUUUUACCUGACUAUGAAGCAGUUCUGUGAAUACUAUUAUUCUACAGAGGAUUUUUCUCUCUUAUUCAGAUGUUUAAAAUGGUAGUUCAUUGCUAACCCUCUUACAGAUGUAGGAUCUUAAUUUGAGCCAGUUUGCUACAGCAGGAAAAUAAUCCUGCAGCAACAGGAAAUGUAUUUAGACAUUUUUGUAGGGAUUGAUACAUUUUUCCUAAGGGAAAAUCAAGUCUGACAUUUCAAAGUGGAAAUUACAAACUUCACAAGCCUUUUUAAACCUCAAAACAAUACAAGUUUUAAAUAUCCUGCAUUGCAGAAACGUUAUCCUGCAACAGGGUGAUCAAAUUAAGAUCCUACAUCUGUAUAAGUAGGCCUCAGUCAGUGUUCAAUAUAGGGUAGAUGUUGUGGAUGGUUUUUAGAAGGUUCAUGGUACUUUAGGGCAAUAAGUAUAGCUGAUCCAAUAUGUCCAAGCAAUUUUUUCAGUGACACUUUAGUUGAAUCAACCUCCCAUUGAAGUGUACACAUUUGAUUAACACUUCACUCAAAGUUUUCAUAAUGCCUACAGAACCUUUCAUAAUGCCAACAGAACCUUUCAUAAUGCCAACAGAACCUUUCAUAAUGCCUUGCCUACAGAACCUUUAAUAAUGCCAACAGAACCUUUAAUAAUGCCAACAGAACCUUUAAUAAUGCCAACAGAACCUUUAAUAAUGCCAACAGAACCUUUAAUAAUGCCAACAGAACCUUUAAUAAUACCUACAGAACCUUUCAUAACGCCAACAGAACCUUUCAUAAUGCCAACAGAACGUUUCAUAAUGCCAACAGAACCUUUCAUAAUGCCUACAGAACCUUUCAUAAUGCCUACAGAACCUUUAAUAAUGCCAACAGAACCUUUAAUAAUGCCAACAGAACCUUUAAUAAUACCUACAGAACCUUUCAUAAUGCCAACAGAACCUUUCAUAAUGCCUACAGAACCUUUAAUAAUGCCUACAGAACCUUUAAUAAUGCCUACAGAACCUUUAAUAAUGCCUACAGAACCUUUCAUAAUGCCUACAGAACCUUUCAUAAUGCCAACAGAACCUUUCAUAAUAAUAAUAAUAAUAAUAUGCCAUUUAGCAGACGCUUUUAUCCAAAGCGACUUACAGUCAUGCGUGCAUACAUUUUUGUGUAUGGGUGGUCCCGGGGAUCGAACCCACUACCUUGGCUUUACAAGCGCCGUGCUCUACCAGCUGAGCUACAGAGGACCACAUAACCUUUAAUAAUGCCUACAGAACCUUUAAUAAUGCCUACAGAACCUUUAAUAAUACCUACAGAACCUUUCAUAAUGCCUACCGAACCUUUAAUACUGCCUACAGAACCUUUAAUACUGCCUACAGAACCAUUAAUGCCUACAGAACCUUUAAUGCCUACAUAACCUUUAAUAAUGCCAACAGAACCUUUAAUAAUGCCUACAGAACCUUUCAUAAUGCCUACAGAACCUUUCAUAAUGCCUACAGAACCUUUAAUAAUGCCUACGGAACCUUUAAUAAUUCCUACGGAACCUUUCAUAAUGCCUACAGAACCUUUCAUAAUGCCUACGGAACCUUUCAUAAUGCCAACAGAACCUUUAAUAAUGACUACAGAACCUUUCAUAAUGCCUUCAGAACAUUUCAUAAUGCCUACAGAACCUUUAAUAAUGCCUACAGAACCUUUAAUAAUGCCUACAGAACCUUUCAUAAUGCCUACAGAACCUUUAAUAAUGCCUACGGAACCUUUAAUAAUGCCUACAGAACCUUUAAUAAUGCCAACAUAACCUUUAAUAAUGCCAACAGAACCUUUAAUAAUACCUACAGAACCUUUAAUAAUGCCAACAGAACCUUUCAUAAUGCCUACAGAACCUUUAAUAAUGCCUACAGAACCUUUCAUAAUGCCUACAGAACCUUUAAUAAUGCCUACAGAACCUUUCAUAAUGCCAACAGAACCUUUAAUAAUGCCUACAGAACCUUUAAUAAUACCUACAGAACCUUUCAUAAUGCCUACAGAACCUUUAAAACUGCCUACAGAACCUUUAAUACUGCCUACAGAACCUUUCAUAAUGCCUACAGAACAUUUAAUGCCUACAUAACCUUUAAUAAUGCCAACAGAACCUUUAAUGCCUACAGAACCUUUCAUAAUGCCUACAGAACCUUUAAUAAUGCCUACGGAACCUUUAAUAAUUCCUACGGAACCUUUCAUAAUGCCUACAGAACCUUUCAUAAUGCCUACAGAACCUUUCAUAAUACCAACAGAACCUUUAAUAAUGACUACAUAACCUUUCAUAAUGCCUACAGAACCUUUAAUACUGCCUACGGAACCUUUAAUGCCUACAGAACCUUUCAUAAUGCCUACAGAACCUUUAAUGCCUACAUAACCUUUAAUAAUGCCAACAGAACCUUUAAUAAUGCCUACAGAACCUUUCAUAAUGCCUACAGAACCUUUCAUAAUUCCUACGGAACAUUUCAUAAUGCCUACAGAACCUUUCAUAAUGCUUACAGAACCUUUCAUAAUGCCAACAGAACCUUUAAUAAUGACUACAGAACCUUUCAUAAUGCCUACAGAACCUUUAAUAAUGCCUACAGAACCUUUCAUAAUGCCUAUAUAACCUUUAAUAAUGCCUACAGAACCUUUAAUAAUGCCUACAGAACCUUUCAUAAUGCCUACAGAACCUUUCAUAAUGACUACAGAACCUUUAAUAAUGCCUACAGAACCUUUAAUAAUGCCUACGGAACCUUUAAUAAUUCCUACGGAACCUUUCAUAAUUCCUACAUAACCUUUCAUAAUUCCUACAGAACCUUUCAAUAUACCUACCGAACCUUUGUCACAGCAGUCAUAGAACCCAUGUCAUGACAACUUGCCUUACACUUUUGACAACUGGCUUAACAAUGUUAUGAAGCAGACCAUGUAUGACAACCUACCAUCAAUAGCAACUUCAUAGGGUUGUUAAGACCUUUGUUAUAACCUGUCAACUUGAAGUAACUUGUUGCUGUAUUGUCUUGCUGGGGUUCAAGAGCCCAUGAAUGGCACUGAUGAGUAGUUGAAAUAAAAGAUAAGAAAAAACCCUCUAACCCUGCAUCCUCUAAGGCCCUACCUAUGUCCGAACCCCCCCCAUCUCUCCGUUGUCUGAACAUAUGCCAUGUCAUCCCAUGCAUGAGCCCGUCUGACUCCCACUGUGCUCAGCGCUAGGCAGGCGAGAGCUGUACCCGAGUGUAUGGCACUCUCCUUUCAACACCUGUACUCCUCUAUCAGAUAGUGUCAGGUUAUACACUUCCACUUGUUGUACUGUGGACCUGAGUUUCAGGUCAAUUAUUAUUUUAAAGUAGAAUAUAGUACUGUACGUUUAUUUUUAUUUUUUUUAAGGUGAUAUAAGGUGCCGGCUGUGUCAAUUUUAAGCUCAAUUUCAAGUAGGUUUUCUUCAACUCUAUUGGCUUGAACCUAGAUGUCACCUGUUUGUGUUUUGAAUUGGUAGAGUUGACCAGAUUGUUGGUCGAGGUACUCCGAUCACAGAUAAAGACCGUCCCAAAGGAACCACUGACGGUGGGGUUGAAGAGGACCCAAGCAUGAUGGGGCGCCUAGGGAAAAUGGAAAAACAGGUAAGGUAUACCGUUAUCUGGUGACGUCAGUAUUCAUUGUAUACCUUUGUUUCACUUGGGCUUUCCAACUGUCCAUCACACCAUGGUGUCUUCCCUUCUGAGCAGAUCAUGUCAAUGGAAAGGAAGCUGGACUUCUUGGUGAACAUCUACAUCCAGCGCAUGGGCAUCCCCCAGUCGGAGACAGACGCCUACUUUGGGUCCAAGGAGCCCGAACCGGCACCGCCCUACCACAGCCCUGUGGACCACAUGGAGAAGAGUGGCUCCAUCACCAAGAUCAUCCGAUCCAACAGCUCUACCGGACAGAAGAACUUCGACCCACCGCCAGCCUGCUCCAGUCUGGGGGUCCACUGCCCACCCUCCACCUCCUGGCAGCAGCACACCGUCAGCGAGUUCCACCAUCGCAGCCAGGGCAACUCGCCCUCUCCUGUAGGUGAUCCCUCCUUAGUCCGUAUCCCUCCUCCACCGGCCCACGAGCGCUCCUCUGGAAGCCACAACGGGAGCAAUCGGGGAUCCCACCGGAACAGCGGUGGUGGUGGAGGUGGAGGUGACGGCAGUGGCGAGGGGGAGAGAGUGGGCAAGCCAGACAGCGACACGUCCAUCUCUAUCCCUUCGGUGGACCACGAGGAGCUGGAGCGCUCCUUCAGCGGCUUCAGCAUCUCCCAGUCCAAGGAGAACCUGGACUUCCUGAACAACAGCUAUUUCAGUGGCGUGGCCCGCUGCGCCAAGGUAAGGCCCUACAUCGCAGAAGGUGAAUCCGAUACUGACUCGGACCUCUGUGCCCCCUCACCCAACUCGGCCACCGGUGAAGGUGCUUACGGGGACCGAGGGUGGUCAGGAUCCAAGUAG